UCGACCAACUUCUCCCCUGGUUCCACCACCACCACAUCAGGCCCUGGGUCAACCAGCCAGAGCUCCAGCACCCUGCCUCGUACAGCUGUCCCUAUGAGCCCACGCAACUCCAUGAUGAAGAGACGACAGAAGAACAAAGAACAUAAGAGCUCAUGUAUGAUAACCCCUCAUGAUAACCCCUCAUGAUAACCCCUCAUGAUAACUCCUUGUGUUAACCCCUCAUGAUAACCCCUCGCGAUAACCCCUCGUGAUAACCCCACAUGAUAAUCCCGCAUGAUAACCCCUCGUGAUAACCCCACAUGAUAAUCCCGCAUGAUAACCCCUCGUGUUAACCCCUCGUGAUAACCCCUCGCGAUAACCUCACAUGAUAAUCCUGCAUGAUAACCCCUCAUGAUAAUCCCGCAUGAUAACCCUCAUGAUAAUCCUGCAUGAUAACCCCUCGUGAUAACCCCACGCGAUAACCCCUCGUGAUAACCCCACAUGAUAAUCCCGCGUGAUAACCCCUCGUGAUAAUUCCCGCAUGAUAACCCCUCGUGAUAACCCCUCGUGAUAACCCCCCGUGAUAACUCCUCGUGGUAACCCCUUGUGAUAACCCCUCAUGAUAACCCCCCAUGAUAACUCCUCGUGAUAACCCCCCAUGAUAACCCUUAGUAACCCCUCUUAGUAGCCCCUCAGUAGUCCCGUGUAGCUCAGUUGGUAGAGCGUGGCACUUGCAACGCCAGGGUUGUGCGUUCGAUUACACGGGGGGCCAGUAUGAAAAAUAUAUGCACUCACUAACUGUAAGUCGCUCUGGAUAAGAGUGUCUGCUAAAUGACUAAAAUGUAAAAAUAGCCCUCAUUGUAGCCCCACAUUGUAGCCCCACAUUGUAGCCCCUCAUAACAGCCCCUCAUUGUAGCCCCACAUUGUAGCCCCACAUUGUAGCCCCUCAUAACAGCCCCUCAUUGUAGCCCCUCAUAACAGCCCCUCAUUGUAGCCCCACAUUGUAGCCCCUCAUUGUAGCCCCUCUUAACAGCCCCUCAUUGUAGCCCCUCAUUGUAGCCCCUCUUAACAGCCCCUCAUUGUAGCCCCUCAUUGUAGCCCCUCAUUGUAGCCCCUCAUUGUAGCCCCUCAUUGUAGCCCCUCAUAACAGCCCCUCAUAGUAGCCCCUCAUUGUAGCCCCUCAUUGUAGCCCCUCAUAACAGCCCCACAUUGUAGCCCCUCAUUGUAGCCCCUCAUUGUAGCCCCUCAUAACAGCCCCUCAUUGUAGCCCCUCAUUGUAGCCCCUCAUUGUAGCCCCUCAUAACAGCCCCUCAUUGUAGCCCCUCAUUGUAGCCCCUCAUUGUAGCCCCUCAUAACAGCCCCUCAUAGCAGCCCCUCAUUACAGCCCCUCAUUGUAGCCCCACAUUGUAGCCCCUCAUUGUAGCCCCACAUUGUAGCCCCUCAUAACAGCCCCUCAUUACAGCCCCUCAUUGUAGCCCCUCAUUGUAGCCCCUCAUUGUAGCCCCUCAUAACAGCCCCUCAUUGUAGCCCCUCAUUGUAGCCCCUCAUAACAGCCCCUCAUUGUAGCCCCUCAUUGUAGCCCCUCAUUGUAGCCCCUCAUUGUAGCCCCACAUUGUAGCCCCUCAUUGUAGCCCCUCAUAACAGCCCCUCAUUGUAGCCCCACAUUGUAGCCCCUCAUUGUAGCCCCUCAUAACAGCCCCUCAUUGUAGCCCCUCAUUGUAGCCCCUCAUUGUAGCCCCUCAUAACAGCCCCUCAUAGUAGCCCCCUCCUGGAGAGCUACCAUCCUGCAGGCACCAACUUUAAUCCAAUUCACCUGAUUCUCACCAGGACAUUGAUUGUGGUAGCUAAAUCAGUUACAACGAGGUUGGAGCAAAACCCUGCAUACCAUUUCCAAGAGUAAGGUUGGCAACCCCUUUGUAUAGUGAGUAUACAGUCCUGUCUGAUGUUUCCCUCUCUCUGUCUGUCUCUCUCUCUCUCUCCCCAGCCGUGUCCCUGGCGUCCAGUAGUGUGGGUCCUGGUGGUCAGAUCGUCCACACAGAGAGCAGUGAGAUCAUUCUGAGAGGAGACCCCCUCAAUGGCUUUGGGGUCCAGCUACAGGGGGGAAUCUUUGCUACAGAGACCCUCUCUGCUCCCCCGCUCAUACGCUUCAUAGAGCCAGACAGCUCUGCCGAGAGGUGAGGUGUACAGACAGACAGACAGGCAUUCAGCCACACAAACACUCUCUCACACACACCACACACACACACACACACUGCUGAAACCUGAAGUUUGUGGUUGUAAUGUAGACACAGACAGUGAUCUAGAGAUGGAACAUCAGAUGGGCUCCAGAUAGUGUCACAGACACUGACACUUCAGACAGAUUGGUUUCUGGUGUGCCAUUUUAACAGCUAAUGAAUCAGGCCAACAGACAGAAUGGAGAAACAUAGUAAGGUGUUUUGGCCUUUUGGCCAGACCGUUAUUUCUAAAUUAGAACAGAUUCUCCAUUGACUUGUCUGGUUAAAGAUGGUUAAAGAUGGGUGAAUAAGUGAUGAAUGGCUGCAAAACCAAUUUCCUCUCGGAGAUAAUGCAUGUACAGUGGGGGGGAAAAAAGUAUUUAGUCAGCCACCAAUUGUGCAAGUUCUCCCACUUAAAAAGAUGAGAGAGGCCUGUAAUUUUCAUCAUAGGUACACGUCAACUAUGACAGGCAAAAUGAGAGAAAAAAAUCCAGAAAAUCACAUUGUAGGAUUUUUUAAUGAAUUUAUUUGCAAAUUAUGGUGGAAAAUAAGUAUUUGGUCACCUACAAACAAGCAAGAUUUCUGGCUCUCACAGACCUGUAACUUCUUCUUUAAGAGGCUCCUCUGUCCUCCACUCGUUACCUGUAUUAAUGGCACCUGUUUGAACUUGUUAUCAGUAUAAAAGACACCUGUCCACAACCUCAAACAGUCACACUCCAAACUCCACUAUGGCCAAGACCAAAGAGCUGUCAAAGGACACCAGAAACAAAACUGUAGACCUGCACCAGGCUGGGAAGACUGAAUCUGCAAUAGGUUAGCAGCUUGGUUUGAAGAAAUCAACUGUGGGAGCAAAUACUAGGAAAUGGAAGACAUACAAGACCACUGAUAAUCUCCCUCGAUCUGGGGCUCCACGCAAGAUCUCACCCCGUGGGGUCAAAAUGAUCACAAGAACGGUGAGCAAAAAUCCCAGAACCACGCAGGGGGACCUAGUGAAUGACCUGCAGAGAGCUGGGACCAAAGUAAUAAAGCCUACCAUCAGUAACACACUACGCCGCCAGGGACUCAAAUCCUGCUUAAGCCAGUACAUGUCCAGGCCCGUCUGAAGUUUGCUAGAGUGCAUUUGGAUGAUCCAGAAGAGGAUUGGGAUAAUGUCAUAUGGUCAGAUGAAACCAAAAUAUAACUUUUUGGUAAAAACUCAACUCGUCAUGUUUGGAGGACAAAGAAUGUUGAGUUGCAUCCAAAGAACACCAUACCUACUGUGAAGCAUGGGGGUGGAAACAUCAUGCUUUGGGGCUGUUUUUCUGCAAAGCGACCAGGACGACUGAUCCGUGUAAAGGAAAGAAUGAAUGGGGCCAUGUAUCGUGAGAUUUUGAGUGAAAACCUCCUUCCAUCAGCAAAGGUAAUGAAGAUGAAACGUGGCUGGGUCUUUCAGCAUGACAAUGAUCCCAAACACAACCGCCCGGGCAACGAAGGAGUGGCUUCGUAAGAAGCAUUUCAAGGUCCUGGAGUGGCCUAGCCAGUCUCCAGAUCUCAACCCCAUAGAAAAUCUUUGGAGGGAGUUGAAAGUCCGUGUUGCCCAGCGACAGCCCCAAAACAUCACUGCUCUAGAGGAGAUCUGCAUGGAGGAAUGGGCCAAAAUACCAGCAACAGUGUGUGAAAACCUUGUGAAGACUUACAGAAAACGUUUGACCUGUGUCAUUGCCAACAAAGGGUAUAUAAAAAAGUAUUGAGAAACUUUUGUUAUUGACCAAUACUUAUUUUCCAUUCCACCAUAAUUUGCAAAUAAAUUCAUAAAAAAUCCUACAAUGUGAUUUUCUGGAAAAAUAAAUCUCAUUUUGUCUGUCAUAGUUUGACGUGUACCUAUGAAGAAAAUGACAGGGCCUCUCUCAUCUUUUUAAGUGGGAGAACUUGCACAUUGGUGGCUGACUAAAUACUUUUUUCCCCCCCCCCCUUUUUUUAAAAUUUUUUUUCCAUCUCCUUUUUCCCGAGGUUUUUUUUUUUUGGAAACCCAUAAAAAUAUUACCCCGGGGGGGGAAAAAAGGGGAAAACCCUUUUUUUUUUCCCCCCCAAAAAAAUUUGGGGGGGUUAAAUGGGCCCCCCCCCAAAAAAAAAAAAAAAAGGGGAAAAAAUUUAAAACUUUUAAAAAAACCCCAAAAAAAUAAAAAAAACCCCCCAAAAAAAAAAAAGGGGGAAAAAAAAGGGGGAAAAAAAAAAAAAGGGGGAAAAAAAGGGGGGGAAAAAAGGGAAAAAAAAAAAAAAAAAAAAAAAAAAAAAAAAAAAGGGGGAAAAAAAAAAGGGGGGGGGGGAAAAAAAGGGGGGGGGGGAAAAAAGGGGGGGAAAAAAGGGGGGGGGGGGAAAAAAAAAAAGGGGGGAAAAAGGGGGAAGGAAAAAAAGAAAAAAGGGGGGGGGAAAAAGGGGGGAAAAAAAAAGGGGAAGGGGGGAAAAGGGGGGGAAAAAAAAAAAAAAGGGGGGGAAAAAAAAGGGGGGGUUUUUUUUGGGGAAAAAGGGGGGGGGGGGGGGAAAAAAAAAAAAAGAAAAAAAAAAAAGGGGGGAAAAGGAAAAAAGGGGGAAAGAAAGGGGGAAAAGGGGGGGGGGGAAAACAAAAAAAAGGGGGGGGAAAAAAAAAAAAGGGAAAAAAAGGGGAAAGGGGGGAAAGGGGGGGGGGGAAAAAAAAAAAAGGGGGGGAAAAAGGGGGAAAGGAAAGAAAGAAAAGGAGAGAGAAAAAAAAAAAAAAAAGGGGGGGGGGGGGGGGGAAAAAAGGGGGGGGGGGUUGGGGCCCAAAAAAAAGGGGGGGGAAAAACAAAAAAAAAGGGGAAAAAGGGGGGGAAGGGGGGGAAAGAAAAAAAAGGGGGGAAAGGGGGGGGGAAAAAAAAAAAAAAAAGGGAAAAAGGGGGAGAAGAAAAAAAAAAAGGGGGAAGGGAAAAAAAAAAAAAGGGGGGGGGGGAAAAGGGGGGGGAAAAGAAAAAAGGGGGGAAAAAAAAAAAAAAAACCAAAGGGGGGAAAAAAAAAAAAAGGGGAAAGGGGGGGAAAAAAAAAAGGGGAAAAGGAAAAAAAAGGGGGGAAAAAAAAAAAAAAGAGGGGGGAAAAAGAAAAAAAAGGGGGGUUUUUAAGAGAGAAAAAAAAGGGAGGGGAAGCAAGGGGGGGGAAAAAAAAAAAGGGGGGGGGGGGGGGAAAAAAGAGAAAAAGGGAGGGAAAGAGGGGGGGGGGGGGGGAAAAAAAAAAAAGGGGGGGAAAAGGAGGGGAAAAAGGAGGGGGAAAAGAAAAAAAAAAGGGGGGGGGAAAAGGAAAGGGGGGGGGAAAAAAGAAAAGAGAAAGGGGGGGGGGGGGGUUUCCCGGGGGUUUUCCCCUUUUCCCCCCUUUUUUAAAAACCGGGGGGAAAAAGGGGAAUUUUUCCCAAAAUUUUGGCCCGAAAAAGGGGGUUUAAAAAAAAAUUUGGUUUUUUUGGGGGGGUUUUGGCCCUUUUUUUUUUUUUGGGGGAAACCCCGGGGGGAAAAAUUUUUUUGGGGAAACCCGGGGGGGAAAAUUGGGGUUUUUUAAAGGGGGGGGGGGGGGGUUUGGGGGGGGGGGGGGGGGGGGGGGGUUUUUUAAAGGGGGGUUUUUGGGGGGUUUUAAGGGGGGGUUUUUUUGGGGGGGAAAAAAAGGCCCCCGGGGGCCAUUUUAAAAAUUUUUUUUUUUUUGGGGGGGGGUUUUUGGGUGGGGGGGGGGGGGGGGUUUUUUUUUUGGGGGGGGGGAGGGGGGGUUUUGGGGGGGGGGGGGGGAACCCCCCCCGGGGGGGUUUUUGGGGGGGGGGGGGGGGUUUUUUUUUUUUUGGGGGGUUUUUUUUAAAAAAGGGGGGGUUUUUGGGGGGGGGGGGGGGGGAAAGGGGGGGGGGGGGGGUUGGGGGGUUUUUGGGGGGGGGUUUUUGGGGUGUGUUUGUGUGUGUUUUUUUUUUAAAAUGGGGGGGGGGGGGGGGGGGGGGGGGGGGGGGAAAAAAAAAAAAAUUUUUGGGGGGUUGGGGGGGGGGGGGGGGGGGUUUUGGGGGGGAAAAGGGGGGGGGGGGGGGGGGGGGGGGGGGGGGGGGGGGGGGGGGGGGGAGGGGGGGGGGGGGGGGGGGGGGGGGGUUUUGGGGGGGGGGGGGGGGAAAAAAAAAAAAGGGGGGGGGGGGGGGGGAAAAAAAAAAAAAAAAAAAAAAAAAAAAAUUUAAGAAAAAAAAAAAAAAAAAGGGGGGGGGGGGGUUUGGGGGGGGGUUUUUUUUUUGGGGGGGGUUUUUUUUUUCCUUUUUUUUUUUGGGGGGGUUUUAAAAAAAAAAAAAAAACCCCCCCUUUUCCGGGGGGCCCCCGGGUUUUAAAUUUUUUUUUAAAUUCUUCUUUCCCCCCCUUUUUUUCCCCUUCUUCUUCCCCCCCCCCCUUUUUUUUCCCCGGGGUUUUUUUAAAACCUGCCCCCCUUUUUUGGGGAAAAAACCCCCCCGGGGUUUUUUUAAAAAAAAAAAAUUUUUUUAAAGGUUUUUAAAACCCCUUUUUUUUCCCCUUUUUUUUUAAAAAAAAAAAAAAUUUUUUUUUUUUUUUUAAUUUUUAAAAAAAAAAAAAAUUUAAAAAAAUUAAUUUUUUUUUUUUUUUUAAAAAAAUUUUUUUUUAAUUUAAAAAAGGGGUUUUUUUUCCCCCCUUGUUGCAAAAAAAAAAAUUUUUUUUUUUUCCCCCUUGGGGGGGGGGGGGUUUUUUUUAAAAGGUUAAAAGGGGGGGGGCCCCGGGGGAAAAAAAACCCCCCAAAGGGGCCCCAAAAAGGGGUUUUUGGGGGAAAAAAACCCGGGGGGGGGCCCCCGGGGGGCCCCUUAAAAAAGGGAGGUGGGGGAAAAAAUUUAAAAUUUUAAAAACUUUUUAAAAAAAAAUUUUUUAAAAAAAGGGGGGGGGAAAAAAAAGGGGGGGGGUUUUAAAAAAAAAAAGGGGGGAAAAAGGGGGAAAAAAAAAAUUUAAAUUUUUUUUUUUAAAAAAUAAUUUUUUUUUUUUAAAAAAAAAAAUUUUUUGGGCCCCCAAAAAAAAAAGGGGGGGUUUUUCCCCAAAAAAAAAAUUUUUUUUUAAAAAAAAAAAAUUUUUUAAAAAGGGAAAAAAAAAAAAUUUUUUUUUUUUAAAAAAAAACCCCAAAAACCCCCCUUUUUUUAAAAAAAUUUUAAAAAAAAAGGGAAAAAAUAAAAAAAAAAAGGGGGGGGUUUUUUUAAUUUAAAAAAAAAAAAAAAAAAGGGGGGGGGGGGGGUGGGGUUUUUUUUUGGGGGUUGUGGGGGGGUGUGGUGUGUUGGGGGGGGGGGUUUGUGGGGGUGUGGGUGGGUGGGGUUUUACGCCUGCUGACUCCGAUCUUCUUAUGAAAGUGACUGGUAAAAAUAAAAAAUAAAAUCUCCAAUUUCAGCACUUUGCAGACCCUAUGUUGUCUUUACAGUUCAUAUAUGCCUGCAGUUGUACACCCGAAUUGCUAGCUGCUGUAUGCUGCUGCUGCUGCUGACUGACAGAUUGAUUGAUUGAUUGAUUGAUUGAUUGAUUGUCCUGACAGGUGUGGGCUGCUGCAGGUGGGAGACAGACUCCUGUCCAUCAACGGAAUCCCCACGGAGGACGGAACACUGGAGGAAGCAAAUCAGCUGCUCCGAGACGCGGCUCUGACCAAUAAGGUCUCCCUGGAGAUAGAGUUUGACGUGGCAGGUUGGUCACUGGGGCUUAGGCCUCUCAUUAGGCUAUACGUACAGUACAGUAUGUGAAAGUAAUGAAUUGAUAAAAAGGUUGAAAAGCUAGCUAGACUAACAGUUUCAGGUUUGUCAUCGGGACUCAGUAAGGUGGCCCUAAGGGGCAAAGUAGUGUUUCAAAUAUACAGUAUUAAGUUGAUCCAAUGGUGUGAGUAAUGGUCUAAUGGUAAUCGUUAUAAUGAGCAAGCCUAAUGAUAGCUUAUCAUUAUAGUAAAGCAUUUGCAUGUCUCUGUUGCACACCACUAAUUAGAGUAAUUGCUGCCCUUUCAGACAGCAAACUGAUUAAACAUAUUUUUAAUUGGGAACGAUAGGAUGUAAUACAGCUAAUGAUUUACCUUAUGGAUGAAUCCCAAACGACACCCUAUUCUCUACACAGUGCACUACUUUUGAUCAAAGCCCUAUAGUCCCCAGUCAAAAGUAGUGCACUACAUAGGGAAUAGGGUACCAUUUGGGACACGGAUUAUGCAAUCUACUGUAAAUAACUUGAAUGUUCCUGUAAUACUGUGCCAGUUCUGAUGUGGGCUGUGUGUUGUGGUGUGUGUGUUGUGGUGUGGUGUGGUGUGUGUGGGGGUGGUGUGUGUGGUGUGGUUGUGGUGUGGUGUGUGGUGUGUGUUGUGGUGUGUUGUGGAUGUGUGUGUGGGGAUGUGUGUGGGUGGUGUGUUGUGGUGUGGUGUGUUGUGGUGUGUGUGUGGUGUGUUGUGGUGUGUGUGUGGUGUGUUGUGGUGUGUGUGUGGUGUGUUGUGGUGUGGUGUGGUGUGUUGUGGUGUGUGUGUGGUGUAGAGUCGGUUGUGCCCAGUAGUGGAACGUUCCACGUUAAGCUACCGAAGAAGAGAGGGGUGGAGCUUGGUAUCACCAUCAGUGGUAAGGUUUAGUACACACACACAAAAACACACACACACACAACACACACACACACACAACACACACACACACACACACACACACACACACACUUCCUCUACCAUCAUGUCUAAAUGAUCUAUCCUCCUCAUCGACAGUCAGUCUAAACUAUUUAUCCUGUUUCUCAUGGAAGUGGGUUUAUUUUCAAGAUCACUAGACCACCCAGUGCUACUCCAUGGAGAGGAGUGGGGCUUCCGUCCCAAAUUACACCCUAUUUCCUAUAUAGUGCACUACUUUUGUUCAGGGCCCAUUGCACUCUGUAGGAAACAGGCCCCACUCCUCUCCAUUCUCCCUCUGUCUGCAGAAGACUGACUGCCUUGGGAACAUACCCAGCUCCUACAGCUAUGUUUAUGCACAACAUUUUCUCCCAAGCAGCUAUCUGAAGGGUUGUUGACUUUAUUAAAGGGCGUGAAGUAUAUCUCUACUGAUCUAUUCCCUGGGUGUUCUCCCCUUUAAAUCUUCUCCUCCCUUUUAAAUCUUCUCCUCCCUUUUAAAUCUUCUCCUCCCUUUUAAAUCUUCUCCUGCCCUUUUAAAUCUUCUCCUCCCUUUUAAAUCUUCUCCUGCCCUUUUAAAUCUUCUCCUGCCCUUUUAAAUCUUCUCCUGCCCUUUAAUAUCUCCUCCCAUUUUAAAUUUUCUCCUGCCUUUUUAAAUUUCUCCUGCCCUUUUAAAUCUUCUCCUCCCUUUUAAAUCUUCUCCUGCCCUUUAAAUCUUCUCCUCCCCUUUAAAUCUUCUCCUGCCCUUUAAAUCUUCUCCUGCCCUUUAAAUCUUCUCCUGCCUUUUAAAUCUUCUCCUGCCCUUUAAAUCUUCUCUUCCCCUUUAAAUCUUCUCCUCCCUUUUAAAUCUUCUCCUGCCCUUUAAAUCUUCUCCUCCCCUUUAAAUCUUCUCCUCCCUUUUAAAUCUUCUCCUGCCCUUUAAAUCUUCUCCUGCCCUUUAAAUCUUCUCCUGCCCUUUUAAAUUUCUCCUGCCUUUAAAUCUUCCUCCCCUUAAAUCUUCUCUGCCCUUUAAAUCUUCUCCUGCCCUUUAAAUUUCCUGCCCUUUUAAUCCUCCUGGCCUUUUAAAUCUGCUCCUGCCCUUUAAAUCUUCGCCUACUUUAAAUAUUCUCCUGCAAUCAAACUCCCCUUAAAUCUCCCCCCUUUUAAAUCCUCUGACUUUAAACGUCUCCCCCUUUAAAUCUUCUCCUCCCCUUUAAAUCUCUUGGCCCUUUAAAUCUUCCGCCCUUAAAUUUCUCCCCCCUUUAAAUCUUCUCCUGCCUUGAAAUCUCCCCCCUUAAACUCCUCCCUUUAAAUCUCCUGCCUAAAUCUCUCCUCCCCUUUAAAUCUUCCUCCCUUUAAAUCUUAUCCUGCCCUUUAAAUCUUCUCCUGCCCUUUAAUAGCUUCUCCCCCUUUAAAUCUUCUCUGCCCGUUAAAGUCUUCUUGCCUUUAAAAUUUCCCCCCUUUAAAUCUUUCCUCCCUUUAAAUCUCUCCUGCCGCUUUUAAAUCUUCCACUGACCUUAAAUCUUCUCCUGCCCUUUGAAAUUUCUCCUCCCUUUAAUCUUCCUGCCCUUGAAAUCUUCGCCUGCCGUAAUCUUCUCCUCCCCUUUAAAUCUUCUCCUCCCCUUUAAAUCUUUUCCUCCCCUUUAAAUCUUCUCCUGCCCUUUAAAUCUUCUCCUCCCCUUUAAAUCUUCUCCUCCCCUUUAAAUGUUAUCCUCCCUUUAAAAAGUUAACUAUGUACAGUAGAGCACAGAGGAAGCUCAUGGUUAAAGCGAUAGUUCACCCAAAUUCAAAAAUGGCAAAUAAUCCAAAAGUAUCUAAAAUUGAUUGUGAAGCUCAACAAAGUCACUUAUAGAUGAUUUUAACAAAUCUGCUAACAAUUAUAAUAUCUUUCCCAUUACUUGAAUGGUAUUUGUGCCACAAAUGCUACAUAUUCGCAUGUGGAAACAGUGCCAGGGAAACUAAACCAAAGCAUGAAUUGUUGUCAUACUUUGACCAUAGACUGCUUACAGGGUAAGGAAACCAAUGUGUCAUUUUGUAUAUGAGCUAUCCCUUUAAGUCUGUAUGAGGUUCUGUCUUCAGUAGUGUAAUAUCAGGAGGGUCUCCAUGCCACGUUGUAUAUUUUAGUGUUUUAUCUAGAACAUUACCAACAGCCAACUGCUGAUCUGCCAUUUUGUUCACUUCAAUCUCAAUUAUUUUAUUGACCACAUAUGAGGAUACAUAUAUAUAUAUAUAUAUAUAUAUAUAUAUAUAGAGAGAGAGGAGAGAGAAGGAGAGAGAGAGAGAGAGAGAGAGAGAGAGAGAAAAGAGAGAGAGACGAGAGAGAGAGAGAGAGAGAGAGAGAGAGAGAGAGGAGAGUAUACAAACAUUUCAUAAAACAAUAUGCUCCUGUAAAAUAUGCAUAGAAUAACAAUUAGCUAACCCCUAGAACGAUAAUAAAUGACUCAGAAGAACCAUACGUCAGACGAGACGUACGAUACGCUCCUCCUCUCCAUCGCAUCUAGAAUUCGCCUCUCAACGAUCCUCUCUCUCUCCUCUACCUCUCCUCUCUCUCUUCCUCUCCUCUCUCUCUGCUCCUCUUCUCCUCCUCCACCUCCUCUCUUCUCCUCUCCUCUUCCUCCUCUCUUCUCCUCUCACUCACAGCCAGUAAGAAGUCUGGAGAGCCGUUAAUCAUCUCAGACAUAAAGAAAGGCAGCAUGUCUCACAGGUACAGUAUGGUACAGUAUGAUACAGUAUGGAUGGCUUCAGGCCACAGACACGUACAGAAUUGAUGGCUUUAGGCCACAGACAGGUACAGUUUUGAUGGCUUCAGGCCACAGACAGGCACAGUAUUGAUGGCUUCAGGCCACAGACAGGUACAGUAUUGAUGGCUUCAGGCCACAGACACGUACAGAAUUGAUGGCUUCAGGCCACAGAUUAAUGACUUGGGUUCAAUUGUUUGAGAGAAUGACAGUAACGUAGUCCUCCUACAGAGAGUGACAUUUCCCACAAAAUCACCAAUGAUACAGUUAAAAACCUCUACCUGUUUAUCCAUCUCUCUAUCCCUCUCUCACUCUACCCCCUCUCUCUCUCUCUCUCUCUCUCUCUCUCUCUCUUCUACCCCUCUCUCUCUCUCUCUCUCUCUCUCUCUCUCUCUCUCUCUCUCUCUCACUCUGCCCCUCUACCUGUCUCUCUCUCUCUCUAUCGCUCUCUCUCUCUCUCUACACCCGCCAUCUCAUCCUUCUCUCUCUACAUCCUUUCCUCCUCCUCUCUCUACCUCCUCUUUCCCUUUACCCAGGACUGGUACCCUGGAGCCUGGGGACAAGCUUCUGGCCAUAGACAACAUCCGUCUGGAGACCUGCUCCAUGGAAGACGCCUGUCAGAUCCUAGAACAGGCCGAGGACCUGGUCAAACUCAAGAUCCGCAAGGACGAAGACAACUCUGGUGAGCCCGCUUGGUGCCUGGCUGGGAGGCAGUUAGGAAGGAGUGUAUGACAUGCGCAUAUUAAAUAUGUCGGGCUAAAUAGUAAAAUGCCUGCACGCUAUUGAAUGCCUCCAUGCAAUGUUUCAACCAUAAGGUCAAAUCAAAUCAAAGUUUAUUGGUCUCAUAUACAGUUUAGCAGAUGUUAUAGUGGGUGCAGCUAAAUGCUUAUGUUACUUGCUUCUGACAAUGCAGUAAAAUGUCAAUCAAGUACACAAAUAAUUAUUUUGAUACUGAUCAAUUAAAUUAGCUUAUUGAUUAAUGAAUCAAUGACAAUUGAUUAAUGGCCAUGAUCAUUUCAGAACUAAGGCAGUGAUUAAUUAAACAACAGAAAUAAACACAUCAACAUGAAGGCUACGUUGGUACAUCAUGAAGAUGAUUUACAGUACCAGGCUUCACCACAGGGUGGCAGUAUUGUCUGAAAAUAUCCACAAAAUUGUUCUCCCUGUCUGACACAAUCAGAUGCAACGAUUAUCACCCACCAGUAUUCUAGUGUUUUAGACCCACCAAUAGCUAGCUAUACACAAUGAAUAGUAGUAAUCUAUAGUGUUAUAUAGUUCAUGCUCUACCAAAUAUAAGAUGCAGCUCUAGAAAUGCACCAAUUUGUAAGUCGCUCUGGAUAAGAUAAAUGACUUAAAUGUAAAUGUAGAAAUAGCAGAUAGGUAUAUAUUGUUGCUGUCUGAUAUGAAAGCAUGGGAGUGUUGUCAUGCCUUAGUCAUGCCUUAGUCAUGCCUUAGUCAUGCUGUAGUCAUGCCUUAGUCAUGCCUUAGUCAUGCUGUAGUCAUGCUGUAGUCAUGCUGUAGUCAUGCCUUAGUCAUGCCUUAGUCAUGCUGUAGUCAUGCCUUAGUCAUGCCUUAGUCAUGCCUUAGUCAUGCCUUAGUCAUGCCUUAGUCAUGCUGUAGUCAUGCUAUAGUCAUGCCGUAGUCAUGCCUUAGUCAUGCUGUAGUCAUGCCUUAGUCAUGCUGUAGUCAUGCCUUAGUCAUGCCUUAGUCAUGCCUUAGUCAUGCUGUAGUCAUGCCUUAGUCAUGCCUUAGUCAUGCCUUAGUCAUGCUGUAGUCAUGCCUUAGUCAUGCCUUAGUCAUGCUGUAGUCAUGCCUUAGUCAUGCCUUAGUCAUGCCUUAGUCAUGCUGUAGUCAUGCCUUAGUCAUGCCUUAGUCAUGCUGUAGUCAUGCCUUAGUCAUGCCUAGUCAUGCCUUAGUCAUGCCUUAGUCAUGCUGUAGUCAUGCCGUAGUCAUGCCUUAGUCAUGCCUUAGUCAUGCCUUAGUCAUGCCUUAGUCAUGCCUUAGUCAUGCCUUAGUCAUGCUGUAGUCAUGCCUUAGUCAUGCCUUAGUCAUGCCUUAGUCAUGCUGUAGUCAUGCCUUAGUCAUGCUGUAGUCAUGCCUUAGUCAUGCCUUAGUCAUGCUGUAGUCAUGCCUUAGUCAUGCUGUAGUCAUGCCUUAGUCAUGCCUUAGUCAUGCUGUAGUCAUGCCUUAGUCAUGCCUUAGUCAUGCUGUAGUCAUGCCUUAGUCAUGCUGUAGUCAUGCCUUAGUCAUGCUGUAGUCAUGCCUUAGUCAUGCCUUAGUCAUGCCUUAGUCAUGCCUUAGUCAUGCCUUAGUCAUGCUGUAGUCAUGCCUUAGUCAUGCCUUAGUCAUGCUGUAGUCAUGCCUUAGUCAUGCCUUAGUCAUGCCGUAGUCAUGCUGUAGUCAUGCCUUAGUCAUGCCUUAGUCAUGCCUUAGUCAUGCCUAGUCAUGCCUUAGUCAUGCUGUAGUCAUGCCUUAGUCAUGCCUUAGUCAUGCCUUAGUCAUGCCUUAGUCAUGCCUAGUCAUGCCUUAGUCAUGCUGUAGUCAUGCCUUAGUCAUGCUGUAGUCAUGCCUUAGUCAUGCUGUAGUCAUGCCUUAGUCAUGCUGUAGUCAUGCCUUAGUCAUGCCUUAGUCAUGCCUUAGUCAUGCUGUAGUCAUGCUGUAGUCAUGCCUUAGUCAUGCCUUAGUCAUGCCUUAGUCAUGCCUUAGUCAUGCUGUAGUCAUGCCUUAGUCAUGCCUUAGUCAUGCCUUAGUCAUGCCUUAGUCAUGCCUUAGUCAUGCUGUAGUCAUGCCUUAGUCAUGCCUUAGUCAUGCCUUAGUCAUGCUGUAGUCAUGCCUUAGUCAUGCCGUAGUCAUGCCUUAGUCAUGCCUUAGUCAUGCUGUAAUCAUGCUGUAGUCAUGCCUUAGUCAUGCCUUAGUCAUGCCUUAGUCAUGCCUUAGUCAUGCUGUAGUCAUGCCUUAGUCAUGCCUUAGUCAUGCCUUAGUCAUGCUGUAGUCAUGCCUUAGUCAUGCCUUAGUCAUGCCUUAGUCAUGCCUUAGUCAUGCUGUAGUCAUGCCUUAGUCAUGCUGUAGUCAUGCCUUAGUCAUGCCUUAGUCAUGCCUUAGUCAUGCUGUAGUCAUGCCUUAGUCAUGCCUUAGUCAUGCCUUAGUCAUGCCUUAGUCAUGCUGUAGUCAUGCCUUAGUCAUGCUGUAGUCAUGCCUUGGUCAUGCUGUAGUCAUGCUGUAGUCAUGCUGUAGUCAUGCCUUAGUCAUGCUGUAGUCAUGCCUUAGUCAUGCCUUAGUCAUGCUGUAGUCAUGCUGUAGUCAUGCCUUAGUCAUGCCUUGGUCAUGCCUUAGUCAUGCUGUAGUCAUGCCUUGGUCAUGCUGUAGUCAUGCUGUAGUCAUGCCUUAGUCAUGCUGUAGUCAUGCCUUAGUCAUGCUGUAGUCAUGCUGUAGUCAUGCCUUAGUCAUGCUGUAGUCAUGCCUUAGUCAUGCUGUAGUCAUGCCUUGGUCAUGCUGUAGUCAUGCUGUAGUCAUGCCUUAGUCAUGCCUUAGUCAUGCCUUAGUCAUGCUGUAGUCAUGCCUUAGUCAUGCCUUAGUCAUGCCUUAGUCAUGCCUUAGUCAUGCUGUAGUCAUGCCUUAGUCAUGCCUUAGUCAUGCUGUAGUCAUGCCUUGGUCAUGCUGUAGUCAUGCUGUAGUCAUGCCUUAGUCAUGCUGUAGUCAUGCUGUAGUCAUGCCUUAGUCAUGCCUUAGUCAUGCUGUAGCUGAAGAUCACUCUUAUCUUCCUCUCCUCUGUUUGCCCCCUCCUUACUCCCCAUUGGUGGGAUCUGCAGACAUGUUUCACACAUGACCUACUCUAUAUAUACAAAAGUAUGUGGACACCCCUUCAAAUUAGUGGAUUCGGCUAUUUCAGCCACACCCGUUGCUGACAGGUGUAUUAAAUCGAGGACACAUCCAUGCAAUCUCCAUAGACAAACAUUGGCAGUAGAAUAGCCUUACUGAAGAGCUCAGAGACUUUCAACGUGGCACCGUCAUAGGAUGCCACCUUUCCAACAAGUCAGUUCGUCAAAUUUCUGCCCUGCUAGAGCUGCCCCUGUCAACUGUAAGUGCUGUUACUGUGAAGUGGAAACGUCUAGGAGCAACAACGGCUCAGCCACGAAGUGGUAGGCCACACAAGCUCACAGAACGGGAAGCGUGUAGCGCGUAAAAAUCGUCUGUCCUCGGUUGCAACACUCACUACCGACUUCCAAACUACCUCUGGAAGCAACGUCAGCACAAGAACUGUUCGUCGGGAGCUUCAUGAAAUGGGUUUCCAUGGCCGAGCAGCCGAACACAAGCUUAAGAUCACCAUGCGCAAUGCCAAGCGUCAGCCGGAGUGGUACAAAUGCUCGCCGCCAUUGGACUCUGGAGCAGUGGAAACGCGUUCUCUAGAGUGAUGAAUCACGCUUCACCAUCUGGCAGUCCGACGGACGAAUCUGGGUUUGGUGGAUGCCAGGAGAACGCUACCUGCCCUGAUGCAUAGUGCUAACUGUAAAGUUUGGUGGAGGAGGAAUAAUGGUCUGGGGCUGUUUUUCAUGGUUCGUGCAAGGCCCCUUAGUUCCAGUGAAGGGAAAUCUUAAAGCUACAGCAUACAAUGACAUUCUAGAUUAUUCUGUGCUUCCAACUUUGUGGCAACAGUUUGGGGAAGGCCCUUUCCUGUUUCAGCAUGACAAUGUCCCCAUGCACAAAGCGAGGUCCAUACAGAAAUGGUUGGUUGAGAUCGGUGUGGAAGAACUUGACUGGUCUGCUCAGAGCCCUAACCUCAACCCCAUCGAACACCUUUGGGAUGAAUUGGAUCGCCGACUGUGAGCCAAGCGUAAUCGCCCAACAUCAGUGCCCGACCUCACUAAUGCUCUUGUGGCUGAAUAGAAGCGAGUCCCUGCAGCAAUGUUCCAACAUCUAGUGGAAAGCCUUCCCAGAAGAGUGGAGGCUGUUAUAGCAGCAAAAAGGGGGGGACCAACUCCAUAUUAAUGGACAUGCUUUUGGAAUGACAUGUUCGACGAGCAGGUGUCCACAUACUUUUGGUCAUGAGUGUAUAUCUAAGAAAAAAGCCAUCAAAGUCAUGAGGGAAUUUGCAUUUCCUCUAUGCAUUUCUUAUACUGUACGGAAGGUGAAUAGCCAUCCUUCAGCCAUUAUUCAAGUUGUAUGCCUUUCUACCUGUGAAUUGUGGAUGUUUGAGAUGUUUAGGGAGCUGAAUGAUUAUCUCUAUUGCUUUAAAGUUUAGUUACGCCAUGAAUACAUCCCUUCCUUCCUCCAUAUCUCUUUCUCUCUGUCUCUCUCUGUCUCUCUCUGUCUCUCUCUGUCUCUCUCUGUCUCUCUCUCUCUCUCUCUCUCUCUCUCUCUCUCUCUCUCUGUCUCUCUCUCUUUUUCUAAUGGUCUCCCUCGUCUCUCUUUCUCUCUCUCCCUCUCUCUCUUUCUCUAAUGGUCUCCCCCCCCCUCUCUCUCUCUCUUUCUCUCCCUCUCUCUCCCUCCUCCUAGAUGAACAGGAGACAUCUGGUUCUAUCAUCUAUACGGUAGAGCUGAAGAGAUAUGGAGGCCCGCUGGGCAUCACCAUCUCAGGCACAGAGGAGCCCUUUGACCCCAUCGUCAUCUCUGGCCUCACCAAGCGGGGCCUGGCUGAAAGGUGAGAUAGGGGAUCCUGGACCCUGGCUUUUCCCACAAAGGGCCCCUGACUGUGGGGUUAGAACUGACUCCUUCCCCUCACCACACCAAGGCUAUGGCCUUGUCCAGCUAGGAGAGAGCGAACAUCUCUGGAGAGACCCAAAAUAGCUGUGCAGCGACGCUCCCCAUCCAACCUGACAGAGCUUGAGAGGAUCUGCCGAGAAGAAUGGGAGAAACUCCCCAAAUACAGGUGUGCCAAGCGUGUAGCGUCAUACCCAAGAAGACUAGAGGCUGUAAUCACUGCCAAAGGUGCUUCAACAAAGUACUGAGUAAAGGAACAAAUUAUUUAAUCCAUUUUAGAAAAAGGCGGUAACAUAACAAAAUGUGGAAAAAGGGGAAGGGGUCUGAAUACUUUCCGAAUGCACUGUGUGUGUAUAAUUAUGAGGGGCACUACAGAGUGGGUGGAGCUCCAUUCCUGACAGUCUGAUCAGAUUUAAUAGCAGCCUCAGAGGCUGAUAAGUCAAGAUGCUUCCUUGGUGACCGGUUCAUAGGUAAAGCUCCUUGUAGGCAGGUUAGCAUUCUGUUCCUUAUAGGCUGAUGCAUAUGAUCCAGAGCUACAUUGCCUUCAGUAAGUAUUCACACCCCCUGACCUUUUCCACAUUUUGUUGUGUUACCAAAAAAAUAAAAAUACAUUUGAUGUAAAUGUCAUUUUUUGUUAACGAUCUACACAAAAUACACCGUAAUGUCAAAUUUGAAGAAAAAUUCUAACAUAUUUUUUUUUUUUUUUACAAAUAAUGAAAAAAAUAUAUAUCUUGAUUAGAUAAGUAUUCAACCCCCUGAGUCAAUACAUGUUAGAAUCACCUUUGGCAGCGAUUACAGCUGUGAGUCUUUCUGGGUAAGUCUCUAAGAGCUUUCCACACCUGGAUUGUACAAUAUUUGCACAUUAUUCUUUCAAAAAUUCUUCAAGCUCUGUCAAGUUGGUUGUUGAUCAUUGCUAGAACGCCAUUUUCAAGUGUUGACAUAGAUUUUCAAGCCGAUUUAAGUCAAAACUGUAACAUUCAAUGUUAUCUCGGUAAGCAACUCCAGUGUAUAUUUGGUCUUGUAUUUUAGGUUAUUGUCCUGCUGAAAGGUGAAUUUGUCUCCCAGUGUCUGUUGGAAAGCAGACUGAACCAGGUUUUCCUCUAGGAUUUUGCCUGUGCUUAGGUCUAUUCUGUUUAUUUUUAUCCUAAAAAACUCCCUAGUCGUUGCCGAUGACAAGCAUACCAAUAACAUGAUGCAGCCACCACCAUGCUUGAAAAUAGGAAGAGCGGUACAGAGUGAUGUGUUGUGUUGGAUUUGCCCCAAACAUAACACUUUGUAUUAAGGACAUGAAGUUAAUUUCUUUGCCACAUGUUUUGCUGUUUUAAUUUAGUGCCUUAUUUCAAUCUGUCAAUUAGGUUAGUAUUGUGGAGUAACUACAAUGUUGUUGAUCCAUCCUCAUUUUUCUCCUAUCACAGCCAUUAAACUCUGUAACUGUUUUAAAGUCAAAUCAAAUCAAAUUUUAUUGGUCACAUGCGCCGAAUACAACAGGUGCAGACAUUACAGUGAAAUGCUUACUUACAGCCCUUAACCAACAGUGCAUUUAUUUUUAACAAAAAAAGUAAAAAUAAAACAACAACAAAAAAAGUGUUGAGAAAAAAAAGAGCAGAAGUAAAAUAAAAUAACAGUAGGUAGGCUAUAUAUACAGUAAAAUAAAGUGACAGUAGGGAGGCUAUAUAUACAGGGGGGUACCGGUGCAGAGUCAAUGUGCGGGGGCACCGGCUAGUUGAGGUAGUUGAAGUAAUAUGUACAUGUGGGUAGAGUUAAAGUGACUAUACAUAAAUAAUUAACAGAGUAGCAGCAGCGUAAAAAGGAUGGGGUGGGGGGGCAGUGCAAAUAGUCCGGGUAGCCAUGAUUAGCUGUUCAGGAGUCUUAUGGCUUGGGGGUAGAAGCUGUUGAGAAGUCUUUUGGACCUAGACUUGGCACUCCGGUACCGCUUGCCGUGCGGUAGCAGAGAGAACAGUCUAUGACUAGGGUGGCUGGAGUCUUUGACAAUUUUGAGGGCCUUCCUCUGACACCGCCUGGUAUAGAGGUCCUGGAUGGCAGGAAGCUUGGCCCCAGUGAUGUACUGGGCCGUACGCACUACUCUCUGUAGUGCCUUGCGGUCGGAGGCCAGGCAGUUGCCAUACCAGGCGGUGAUGCAACCAGUCAGGAUGCUCUCGAUGGUGCAGCUGUAGAAUUUUUUGAGGAUCUGAGGACCCAUGCCAAAUCUUUUCAGUCUCCUGAGGGGGAAUAGUCUUUGUCGUGCCCUCUUCACGACUGUCUUGGUGUGUUUGGACCAUGAUAGUUCGUUGGUGAUGUGGACACCAAGGAACUUGAAGCUCUCAACCUGUUCCACUACAGCCCCGUCGAUGAGAAUGGGGGCGUGCUCAGUCCUCUUUUUUUUCCUGUAGUCCACAAUCAUCUCCUUUGUCUUGGUCACGUUGAGGGAGAGGUUGUUGUCCUGGCACCACACGGCCAGGUCUCUGACCUCCUCCCUAUAGGCUGUCUCAUCGUUGUCGGUGAUCAGGCCUACCACUGUUGUGUCGUCGGCAAACUUAAUGAUGGUGUUGGAGUCGUGCCUGGCCAUGCAGUCAUGGGUAAACAGAGAGUACAGGAGGGGACUGAGCACGCACCCCUGAGGGGCCCCCGUGUUGAGGAUCAGUGUGGCAGAUGUGUUGUUACCUACCCUUACCACCUGGGGGCGGCCCGUCAGGAAGUCCAGGAUCCAGUUGCAGAGGGAGGUGUUUAGUCCCAGGAUCCUUAGCUUAGUGAUGAGCUUAGAGGGCACUAUGGUGUUGAAUGCUGAGCUGUAGUCAAUGAAUAGCAUUCUCACAUAGGUGUUCCUCAUGUCCAGGUGGGAAGUCACCGUUGGCCUCAUGGUGAAAUCCCUAAGUAGUUUCCUUUCUCUCCGGCAACUGAGUUAGGAAGGACGCCUGUAUCUUUGUAGUGACUGGGUGUAUUGAUACACCAUCCAAAGUGUAAUGAAUAACUUCACCAUGCUCAAAGGGAUAUUCAAUGUCUGCUUUUUUUCCUAUACCCAUCUACCAAUAGGAGCCCUUCUUUGCGAGGCGUUGAAAAACCUCCCUGUUCUUUGUGGUUGAAAUUCACUGCUCGACUGAGGGACCUUACAGAUAAUUGUAUGUGUGGGGGUACAGAGAUGAGGUAGUCAUUCAAAAAUCAUGUUAAACACUCCAUUUGAACACAGUCCAUGCAACUUAUUAUAUGAAUUGUUAAGCACAUUUGUACUCCUGAACUUAUUUAGGCUUGCCAUAACAAAGGGGUUGAAUACUUAUUGACUCAAGACAUUUCAGCUUUUCAUUUAAAACAUAAUUCCACUUUGACAUUAUGGGGUAUUGUGUGUAGGCCAGUGACAAAAAAAUCUACAUUUAUUCAAUUUUAAAUGCAGGCUGUAACCAAAAUAUGGAAAAAGUCAAGGGGUGUGAAUACAUUCUGAAGGCACCGUAUCAGUUAUGCAAAUUAAAAGCUGAUUUAUGGUCAUUCCGGUAUCUGCAUUGGCCGUACAGCUUCUACUGCGAUGCGGCCUGUGGGGGAGUCAGGGCAUUCAUACUACUGGUGCUUCGCAGAGCAGAGCUGCUGUAAAGGGAAGUUGUCAAUGAAGUGAAUUUGUGUUUAUACAAGACGUACCGCCCGCACCUACCAUAAACCAAUCAUGUCAACGCAGAACGAUACGGAGCCGUCCGCAUUGUUAAAAAAUGUGAGGCGCACAGCACUUAUGAAAAUCGAAUUCAACAAUGCCAAUAAUGUUUUCAAUUCGACUUUUGCUUUCAAAAGCAGCUUAAACAUAGAACAUGUAAGAAUGAACUAUAGCCAUUUAGUUAUACCGUGCGGAUAUAUAGUGAGUUAUAGGGAAAUAAUGCGCGCUCUAGAAUGCCCGUCAAGCCAAUCAGAAACCGGGUGGUUCGAGCCCUGAAUGCUAAUUGGCUGAAAGCCAUAGUAUACCACGGGUAUGGUAAAGAAAAUGACUAUUUACUGUUCUAAUUACAGUACCAGUCAAAAGUUUGGACACAACUACUCAUUCAAGGGUUUUUCUUUAUUUUUACUAUUUUCUACAUUGUAGAAUAAUAGUGAAGACAUCAAAACUAGGAAAUAACACAUGUAGUAACCAAAAGAGUGUUAAAUAAAUUCUUCAAAGUAGCCACCCUUAGCCUUGAUGACAGCUUUGCACACUCUUGGCAUUCUCUCAACCAGCUUCAUGAGGUAGUCACCUGGAAUGCAUUUUAAUUAAGAGGUGUGCCUUCUUAAAAGUUGAUUUGUGUUUGAGCCAAUCAGUUGUGUUGUGACAAGGGUAUACAGAAGAUAGCCCUAUUUGGUAAAAGACCAAGUCCAUAUUAUGGCAAGAACAGCUCAAAUAAGCAAAGAGAAACGACAGUCCAUCAUUACUUUAAGACAUGAAGGUCAGUCAAUACGGAACAUUACAAGUACUUUGAAAGUUUCUUCAAGUGCAGUCGCAAAAACCAUCAAGCGCUGUGAUGAAACUGGCUCUCAUGAGGACUGCCACAGGAAAGGAAGACCCAGAGUCACCUCUGCUGCAGAGGAUAAGUUCAUUAGAGUUAACUGCACCCAAAUAAAUGCUUCACAGAGUUCAAGUUACAGAUACAUCUCAACAUCAACUGUUCAGAGGAGACUGCAAGAAUCAGACUUUCAUGGUCGAAUUUCUGCAAAGAAACCACUACUAAAGGACACCAAUAAGAAGAAGAGACUUGCUUUGGCCAAGAAACACGAGCAAUGGACAUUAGACCGGUGGAAAUCUGUCCUUUGGUCUGAUGAGUCCAAAUGUGCGAUUUUUGGUUCAAACUGCCGGGUCUUUGUGAGAAGGUGCUUUGCUGGUGACAUUGUCAGUGAUUUAUUUAGAAUUCAAGGCACACUUAACCAGCAUGGCUCCCACAGCAUUCUGCAGCGAUACGCCAUCCCAUCUGGUUUGCGCUUAGUGGGACUAUCAUUUGUUUUUCAACAGGACAAUGACCCAACACACCUCCAGGCUGUGUAAAGGCUAUUUGACCAAGAAGGAGAGUGAUGGAGUGUUGCAUCAGAUGACCUGGCCUCCACAAUCACCUGACCUCAACCCAAUUGAGAUGCUUUGGGAUAAGUUGGACCGCAGAGUGAAGGAAAAGCAGCCAACAAGUGCUCAGCAUAUUUGGGAACUCCUUCAAGACUGUUGGAAAAGCAUUCCUCAUGAAGCUGAUUGAGAGAAUGCCAAGAGUGUGCAGAGCUGUCAUCAAGGCAAAGGGUGGCUACUUUGAAGAAUCUAAAAUCUAAAAUAUAUUUUGAUUUGUUUAACACUUUUUUGGUUACUACAUGAUUCCAUAUGUGUUAUUUCAUAGUUUUGAUGUCUUCACUAUUAUUCUACAAUGUACAAAAUAGUACAAAUGAAGAAAAACCCUUGAGUGAGUAGGUGUGUCCCAACUUUUGACUGGUACUGUACAUUGGUAACCAGUUUAUAAUAGCAAUUAGGCACCUCCGGGGGGUUGUGGUAUAUGGCCAAUAUACCACGGCUAAUGCCAGGCAGUCCACAUAGCGUCAUGCGUAAGAACAGCCAUUAGCCGUGGUAAAUUGGCCAUAUACCACACCUCCUCUGGCCUUAUUGCUUAACUAAACCCUGUGUCCUUGUUUUUUUGGUGUAGGCUUUGGUUCAAAUAGUAUUUGAAAUAUAUGUUUUAAAGCUUUGCUUGAUUGAGUUUCUCUGCUGCAAUGGAACUGAUAGAAUAGUCCCAAAAGUGCAAACCUCACCCAUCUUGCGCUCCAGACAGGAUCAAUCAAACACUCAAAGUAUUUGAAAGAAAACAAAUACUUCUUAAACCCAGGUCAGUUUGGUAGGCAUCAACAGAGUGGGGUACUAUCGUAUCUCCUGGUCAGAGAACACAAUGCAGACAGAGGCUUACCAUUGUUUCACCUCUGUUCUUUGAAAUCAAAAUUUGACUUUUUAGUUAACUUAAAGGGGCAAUAUGCAGUUGCUAAAUCCAUUUUUGGACUGUUAAAUUAAUGAUAUAUAGCCAUUGAUUCUUGAAGAAUAUAACUUAUAAAUGCCUUGUGAGCUUAGUUCAAAUUUCGUGCCCCAUCAGAACCCCAAAUAUAAGCUUGUUUUACUCCAAUGUCUAUAAAGAAAGUCAAUGCAAACAAACACUAUCACUUCAAAACAUGUUUAAAUCUAUCAUUUUGAUCUCAUGGAUGGUCAGUCCUUGCAUCCAUUGCUCUGUCUAUUUUAGAGUGGUUAUAUUUCUCAAGCCCCAUCACUCGGAUGUUUACAUUGUUACUGCUGUUAUAUAAAUAAAUAACGUUUUUAAACUUGUUCUCUUUUAGUUAAAGGCUUGUACGUAUGUAAAUCAUUUAUUAAAUGACAUCGUUAGAUAUGUACUGUAUGGUUGGUUGGGUUAAACAGGAAUCAUGGAAAAUCUAAGUCAGCUUAAAAUAAAUAAAUUAAGUAUCUUUCUCUCUCAUCUGUCUCUUAUGUUUAUCUUAGAAUGACCCGUCUUAUUUCUUAGGCACUGGAAUUAUUUUAUAUUUUAUAUAUAUAUUAUAAUUAUCCAUGGAAUACUGUCAUAUUACUGUCAUGUGGUGUAAAAAGGGACCUGUCAUCUUUCUCUGUAGGACCGGAGCGAUCCAUGUUGGAGACCGUAUUCUGGCCAUCAACAUGGUCAGUCUGAAGGGCAAGCCGCUCAGCGAGGCCAUCCACCUACUGCAGAUGGCCGGGGAGACAGUCACACUCAAGAUCAAGAAACAGGUCGACAGUAAGUGUUCAGAAAAUCAAUCAAUCAACUGUGCUUUUACAGUUACCUGGCCUAGACCCCAAAGAGCAAGCAGGACGACUGUAGUAACCACAUCAUUGCUGAUGAAACUACUUUUUACAUUUACAUUUUAGUCAUUUUAGCAGACGCUCUUAUCCAGAGCGACUUACAGUUAGUGAGUGCAUACAUUAUUUAUUUUAUUUUUCAUACUAGCCCCCCGUGGGAAUCGAACACACAACCCUGGCGUUGCAAACGCCAUGCUCUACCAACUGAGCUACAUCCCUGCCGGCCAUUCCCUCCCCUACCCUGGACGAAUUGUGCGCCACCCCAUGGGUCUCCCGGUCGCGGCCGGCUACGACAGAGCCUGGAUUCGAACCAGGAUCUCUAGUGGCACAGCUAGCACUGCGAUGCAGUGCCUUAGACCACUGCGCCACUCGGGAGGUGGUACAGUUGGGGCAGCUGUUGUUUUACCUUGCUGGUACUGUACAUGGUAUCAGACCCUUUUCUCAAGGACAGUUAGUGUUAACACUGGGAGGUAGCUUGCUUCACCAAAUAGCUGUGCCCAACCAUUGCUCUCAGAUGUAUAGUAUUCUAUACACUACCAUUCAAAAGUUUGGGGUCACUUAGAAAUGUCCUUGUUUUCGAUAGAAAAGCAAAAUUAUUUUGUCCAUUAAAAUAACAUCAAAUUGAUCAGAAAUACAGUGUAGACAUUGUUAAUGUUGUAAAUGGCUAUUGUAGCUGGAAACGGCUGGUUUUUUAUGGAAUAUCUACACAGGCGUACAGAGGCCCAUUAUCAGCAACCAUCAGUACUGUGUUCCAAUGGCAUGUUGUGUUUGCUAAUCCAGUUUAUCGUUUUAAAAGGCUAAUUGAUCAUUAGAAAACACUUUUGCAAUUAUGUUAGCACAGCUGAAAACUGUUGUGCUGAUUAAAGAAGCAAUAAAACUGGCCUUCUUGAGAUUAGUUGAGUAUCUGGAGCAUCAGCAAUUGUGGGUUCGAUUGCAGGCUCAAAAUGGCCAGAAACAAAUAAUAACUAACCAGAAUAGAAAGAAGAGUGGGAUGCGCCGGUGCACAACUGAGCAAGAGGACAAAUACAUUAGGGUGUCUAGUUUGAGAAACAGACGCCUCACAGGUCCUCAACUGGCAGCUUCAUUAAAUAGUACCCGCAAAACAUCAGUCUCAAUGUCAACAGUGAAGAGGCGACUCCGGGAUGCUGACCUUCUAGGCAGAGUUGCAAAGAAAAAGCCAUAUCUCAGACUGGCCAAUAAAAAGAAAAGAUUAAGAUGGGCAAAAGAACACAGACACUGGACAGAGGAAGAUUGGAAAAAAGUGUUAUGGACAGACAAAUCGAAGUUUGAGGUGUUCGGAUCACAAAGAAUAACAUUUGUGAGACACAGACCAAAUGAAAAGAUGCUGGAGGAGUGCUUGAUGCCAUCUGUCAAGCAUGGUGGAGGCAAUGUGAUGGUCUGGGGGUGCUUUGGUGGUGGUAAAGUGGGAGAUUUGUACAGGGUAAAAGGGAUCUUGAAGAAGGACGGCUAUCACUCCAUUUUGCAACGUCAUGCCAUACCCUGUGGACGGCGCUUGAUUGGAGCCAAUUUCCUCCUACAACAGGACAAUGACCCAAAGCACAGCUCCAAACUAUGCAGGGAAGAAGCAGUCAGCUGGUAUUCUGUCUAUAAUGGAGUGGCCAGCACAGUCACCGGAUCUCAAAUGGUUUGAGGACAGACAUCUGAGAUGUAACCAGACAUUUGUAGUUUCACAUUUAAACGUACUGACAAAUACAUGAAACCAGGCAGUUUGGGUGAAUUUGCUACAGAGUGCUGCUGGUAGUUACCAUCUGAUACUGUGUUGCUGGUAUGGGAGCUCUGCCUCCUCUCUGCUCCAACUCAGAUAGUUGUCUUAGAGAAUCCCAUAACAGAUCAUCUUCCUAAUUCAUGUGGUAUGAGGUUCAUGUGGUUCUGAGGUUUUCCUCCCCAUAAAACCAGCAAAAAAUCAUUAUGUACAAAAAAGAAAAAUCUAACUAUACUUAUCCUUUCUCUGAUGACCUGCACUGUGUUUAAAUAACGUUAUCUGCUCUGAAAUUAGUAUGAUGUAUGAUCACAUAAAAAAAUGUCCAUGGAAAAACAGUUAAUGCUGUCAUGCUUUUGAGUGGUGGGGGUAAAUUAAAUGUUGUUUAUGACAUACUGAUUAUUUGUCAUUACAUUAUUAGGGACCACAGUAAUAGAUGCAACAUUUUUUAUAUAAAUGUUGCAGUGGUUGUUGUUGUUGUGGUUGUGCAAUGUUUGUGCAAUGGUUUUGUUGUGCCAUUGGCCCUGACAAAUAAACAAAUUCAUUUUCCAGACCUAGCUUGGUCAAAUACAUACACUAUAUAUACAAAAGUACGUGGACACCCCUUCAAAUUAGUGGAUUCGGCUAUUUCAGCCACACCCGUUGCUGACAGGUGUAUAAAAUCGAGCACACAUUCAUGCAAUCUCCAUAGACAAUCAUUGGCAGUAGAAUGGCCUUACUGAAGAGCUCAGUGACUUUCAACAUAGCACCAUCAUAGGAUGCCACCUUUCCAACAAGUCAGUUCAUCACAUUUCUGCCCUGCUAGAGCUGCCACGGUCAACUGUAAAUGCUGCUAUUGUGAAGUGGAAACGUCGAGCAGCAACAACAGCUCAGCCACGAAGUGGUAGGCCACACAAGCUCACAGAAGGGACCGCCCAGUGCUGAAGUGUGUAGUUCGUAAAAAUAGUCUGUCCUCGGUUGCAACACUCACUACCGACUUCCAAACUGCUCAGUACAAUAACCUUUAGUCGGGAGCUUCAUGAACUGGGUUUCCAUGGCCGAGCAGCCACACACAAGCCUAAGAUCACCAUGCGCAAUGCCAAGCGUCAGCCGGAGUGGUACAAAUGCUCGCCGCCAUUGGACUCUGGAGCAGUGGAAACUCGUUCUCUGGAGUAAUGAAUCACGCUUCACCAUCUGGCAGUCCGACGGACGAAUCUGGGUUUGGCGGAUGCCAGGAGAACACUACCUGCCCAAUGCAUAGUGCUAACUGUAAAGUUUGGUGGAGGAGGAAUAAUGGUCUGGGGUUGUUUUUCAUGGUUCAGGCUGGGCCCCUUAGUUCCAGUGAAGGGAAAUCUUAAAGCUACAGCAUACAAUGACAUUCUAGACGAUUCUGUGCUUCAAACUUUAUGGCAAUCAUUUAGGGAAGGCCCUUUCCUGUUUCAGCAUGACAAUGCCCUCCGGCACAAAGCGAGGUCCAUACAGAAAUGGUUUGUCAAGAUUGGUGUGGAAGAAUUUGACUAGCCUGCACAGAUCCCUGACCUCAACCCCAUCGAACAUCUUUGGGAUGAAUUGGAACGCCGACUGCGACCCAGGCCUAAUCGCCCAACAUCAGUGCCCGACCUCACUAAUGCUCUUGUGGCUUAAUGGAAGCAAGUCCAACAUCUAGUGGAAAGCCUUCUCAGAAGAGUGGAGGCUGUUAUAGCAGCAAAGGGGGGGACCAACUCCAUAUUAAUGCCCAUGAUUUUGGAAUGAGAUGUUCGACGAGCAGGUGUCCACAUACUUUAGGUCAUGUAGUGUAUCUCAGAUACUUUCCAAUACAUGAGCGGAGAUGCAUUUAGUCUGCCCGGUACAGUGAAACCAAUGUAAUAAUCCGAAAAAUGCCCAAAACAGCAAGCUAAAUCUAAAUCAAGAACACCUCAAGUACUUUCACGUAUUUGAGAUUCAUAAUGUACUGCGUAUUUGAGAUUCAUAAUGUACUGCAUAUUUGAGAUUCAUAAUGUACUGUGUAUUUGAGAUUCAUAAUGUACUGCGUAUUUGAGAUUCAUAAUCUACUGUGUAUUUGAAAGUAUUUUACAUAUAUAUUUGACCCAGGUAUGGUAUUUUCUUCCCACCCUUCGACAGCUCACGAAUGAGAACAUUGUUUAAGCUUUUGGAUGUAUUAAUAAUCUGGGUCCCAAAUGGCACCCUAUUGCCUAUAGUGUACUACUGUUGACCAGAGACCUAUAGUGUACUACUGUUGACCAGAGACAUAUAGUGCCCUACUGUUGACCAGAGACCUAUAGUGCCCUACUGUUGACCAGAGACCUAUAGUGCCCUACUGUUGACCAGAGACAUAUAGUGUACUACUGUUGACCAGAGACAUAUAGUGUACUACUGUUGACCAGAGACAUAUAGUGCCCUACUGUUGACCAGAGACAUAUAGUGCCCUACUGUUGACCAGAGACAUAUAGUGUACUACUGUUGACCAGAGACAUAUAGUGUACUACUGUUGACCAGAGACAUAUAGUGCCCUACUGUUGACCAGAGACCUAUAGUGCCCUACUGUUGACCAGAGACCUAUAGUGCCCUACUGUUGACCAGAGACAUAUAGUGCCCUACUGUUGACCAGAGACAUAUAGUGCCCUACUGUUGACCAGAGACAUAUAGUGUACUACUGUUGACCAGAGACCAUGUGCCCUACUGUUGACCAGAGACAUAUAGUGUACUACUGUUGACCAGAGACCAUGUGCCCUACUGUUGACCAGAGACAUAUAGUGCCCUACUGUUGACCAGAGACAUAUAGUGUACUACUGUUGACCAGAGACAUAUAGUGUACUACUGUUGACCAGAGACAUAUAGUGCCCUACUGUUGACCAGAGACCUAUAGUGCCCUACUGUUGACCAGAGACAUAUAGUGCCCUACUGUUGACCAGAGACAUAUAGUGCCCUACUGUUGACCAGAGACAUAUAGUGUACUACUGUUGACCAGAGACCAUGUGCCCUACUGUUGACCAGAGACAUAUAGUGUACUACUGUUGACCAGAGACAUAUAGUGCCCUACUGUUGACCAGAGACCAUGUGCCCUACUGUUGACCAGAGACAUAUAGUGCCCUACUGUUGACCAGAGACAUAUAGUGCCCUACUGUUGACCAGAGACCAUGUGCCCAGACAGAGACCAUGUGCCCAGACAGAGACCAUGUGCCCAGACAGAGACACUGUGCCCAGACAGAGACCAUGUGCCCAGACAGAGACCAUGUGCCCAGACAGAGACCAUGUGCCCAGACAGAGACCCUUCUCUGAACAGGUUUUCCUCUCUUCCUCACUCAGUGGCAGAAGAGAAGAAACAGGACGGAGAGAUGGAGAAUGAUUUGAGUGACACAGAGGACGUGUCAGACAUGACGGACUCUCAGAAGACCAAUAAGCUGUCAGAGAUCUACUCCACCACCAUCCCCAGUGUGGACUCUGCCAUGGAGUCCUGGGACGGAUCCGGCAUCGACGCCGGCUACGGCAGCCAAGGUAAAGACUAGUGGUAGACAUGGUGAAACCAGUGGUAGGGUUGUGGUUAGGGUUAGUGAUAGGCCUAUACUUGGUGUAACAACAUAUAACAUCCCCAGUGUCCUGGGACGUCUCCAGCGUCAAUGCUUGCUACGACAUCCAAGGUUAGACCCCACAGGGCAGCACAGACUCUAUGGUGAUAUACAUUUACAUUUACAUUUUAGUCAUUUAGCAGACGCUCUUAUCCAGAGCGACUUACAGUUAGUGAAUGCAUACAUUUUCAUACUGUUUCAUAUAGUUGGUAUAUCUAUGGUGAUAUAGUUGAUAUAUCUAUGGUGCUAUAGUUGACAUAUCUAUGGUGAUAUAGUUGAUAUAUCUAUGGUGAUAUAGUUGAUAUAUCUAUGGUGAUAUAGUUGAUAUAUCUAUGGUGAUAUAGUUGAUAUAUCUAUGGUGAUAUAGUUGGUAUAUCUAUGGUGAUAUAGUUGAUAUAUCUAUGGUGAUAUAGUUGAUAUAUCUAUGGUGAUAUAGUUGAUAUAUCUAUGGUGAUAUAGUUGAUAUAUCUAUGGUGAUAUAGUUGAUAUAUCUAUGGUGAUAUAGUUGAUAUAUCUAUGGUGAUAUAGUUGAUAUAUCUAUGGUGCUAUAGUUGACAUAUCUAUGGUGAUAUAGUUGAUAUAUCUAUGGUGAUAUAGUUGAUAUAUCUAUGGUGCUAUAGUUGACAUAUCUAUGGUGAUAUAGUUGAUAUAUCUAUGGUGAUAUAGUUGAUAUAUCUAUGGUGAUAUAGUUGAUAUAUCUAUGGUGAUAUAGUUGAUAUAUCUAUGGUGAUAUAGUUGAUAUAUCUAUGGUGAUAUAGUUUAUGUAUCUAUGGUGAUAUAGUUUAUGUAUCUAUGGUGAUAUAGUUUAUGUAUCUAUGGUGAUAUAGUUGAUAUAUCUAUGGUGAUAUAGUUGAUAUAUCUAUGGUGAUAUAGUUUAUGUAUCUAUGGUGAUAUAGUUGAUAUAUCUAUGGUGAUAUAGUUGAUAUAUCGAUGGUGAUAUAGUUGAUAUAUCUAUGGUGAUAUAGUUGAUAUAUCUAUGGUGAGAUAGUUGAUAUAUCUAUGGUGAUAUACAGUGCCCUCCACAGUUAUUGGCACCCCUGUUUAAGAUUUGGUCGAGGACUUCCAAAAAUGCUCAUUUUUAUUUAAACAACAUAGAACCCAAAUGCAAAAAAAGAGAAAAAUCCAACCUUUUAUUUAAGUACAUUACUUUGGUGUAAAAAAAAAAAAAUCACACAUUUAGAAAAAAAACAACUUGAAAUCAUGUGUCCCACAAUUAUUGGCACCCCUGAUGUUAAUACUUUGUACAACCCCCUUUUGCCAACAAGACAGCACUUAAUCUCCUCCUAUAACAUUUCACAAGAUUGGAGAACACAGAGAGAGGGAUCUUUGACCAUUCUUCUUUGCACAAUCUUUCUAGAUCAUCCAGUGUCCUGGGUCCUGUCUUAUGCACUCUCCUCUUUAGCUCGCCCCACAGGUUUUCGAUUGGGUUGAGGUCUGGGGAUUGAGAUGGCCAUGGGAGGACCUUGAGUUUGUGACUGCUGAACCAUUUUUGUGUAGAUUUUGCCACAUGUUUUGGAUCAUUAUCCUGCUGAAAGACCCAAUGACGACCCAUCUUCAGCUUUCUGGCAGAGGCCAUCAGGUUUUUAUUUAAAAUGUCCUGGUAGUUCAAAGCAUUCAUAAUGCCAUGCACCCUAACAAGGUUCCCAGGGCCUUUGGAAGAGAAACAGGCCCACAGCAUCACAGAUCCUCCACCAUACUUCACGGUGGGCAUGAGGUGCUUUUCGGCAUACUCAUCUUUUGUUUUACGCCAGACCCACUUAGAGUGUUUGUUGCCAAAAAGCUCAAUCUUAGUCUCAUCUGACCAAAGCACACGAUCCCAGUUGAAGUCCCAGUGCCGCUUAGCAAACUCCAGACGUUUACGUUUGUGAGUGUUAGUGAGAAAAGGCUUUUUCCUUGCAUGCCUCCCAAACAGCUUGUUGGCAUGUAGAGAGCGUCUGAUGGUUGUUUUGGAGACUUUGUGACCCCAAGAUGCCAUUCUUUGAUGCAAUUCUGUGACAGUGAGCUUAGGACUUUUUUUUACUUCUCUUACCAUCCUCCUCACUGUGCGUUGUGGCAAGAUAAACUUGGGACCUCUUCCAGCCUUGUUUGUCACUGUUCCAGUUGUUUUAAACUUCUUAAUGAUUCCUCUGACUGUAGAUACGGGCAAGUUAAGGCGAGUGGCUAUUUUCUUGUAGCCAUUGCCUGACUUAUGAAGGUCGACACAAAUCUGCCUUACUUGAAUGGUGUGUUCUCUUGUCUUUGCCAUGUUGACAAAUGGGUAAGAGAAUUAGGCCUCUGUGUCACGUCAUAUUUAUACCCCAGGGAAACAGGAAGUCAUGAAUUACUAAUUAAAAGUUCCUAGAUACCCUGACCAACUUUAGCAACUACAGAAAAAUAUAUUUUUUAAAAAUUCAAUUAAAAUUUUCAGCGGAAUUGUUAGGGGUGCCAAUAAUUGUGGGACACAUGAUUUCAAAUUUUUUUUUUUCUAAAUGUGUGAUUUUUUUUUUUACCACCAAAGUAAUGUACUUAAAUAAAAGGUUGGAUUUUUCUCUUUUUUUGCAUUUGGGUUCUAUGUUGUUUUUAAAAAAAAUGAGAAUUUUUGGAAGUCCUCGACCACAUCUUAAACAGGGGUGCCAAUAAUAGUGGAGGGCACUGUAGUUUAUGUAUCUAUGGUGAUAUAGUUUAUGUAUCUAUGGUGAUAUAGUUUAUGUAUCUAUGGUGAUAUAGUUUAUGUAUCUAUGGUGAUAUAGUUGAUAUAUCUAUGGUGAUAUAGUUGAUAAAUCUAUGGUGAUAUAGUUUAUGUAUCCUUAUCCAAGUCUUUGUCAUGGUCCUUCCAGCCCAAUUGGUUUGUACACAGGUGAUCCUAUUGGGUCUGUCAAUUCCAAAUGGUCCUUUUUAUUCCACCUGACCUCCUUUGCUUCCCACUGCAGGGCCCUACAACCACCAGGCAGCAGGCAUCGCCCUGCACCCCCAUGAGUGGCGGAGUGCCAAGCAGAGGAACAGCCCCCCAGCCCCGGCCAGACGUAAUAAGAUCCACCCCUUUAGUGAUGGCGGCUUCAGUGAAGAUGACUGGGACAAACCGUCAGGGUAAGACUCACUGUGGAGACCCCCUUUGCACGGUGUACAUUUUAGGACACCCAUCAGCCUCAAGCCAAACAUCUCACCCCUGCUUGUAUACUGUCUCCCUAUGGACACUGUAGGUGCUAUGUGCUGUACAUCUCAUGUAAGCUUUCAGAGUAACACUCAGUGAGGAGAGAGGCCCCAUAUAAGAGCCAGGGCUUUUUGCUACUAGGGUUGAAAAAUGGUAGUGCCUUUCCCCAAAAUGCCCCGGUUUUCCAGAAAUCCUGGUUCGAAUAUUCCUGGAAUCAGGAGGAAAAUCUGGAAAAAAAAUCUGGAAUAUUCCAACCAGGAUAUCAACAAAAAAAAAACUCUGAAUUCUAGUAAAAUUGCCGGAAGUUUGCAGGUUGAAACAAUGGCAGGUACUUGAACAGUUGCAACAAUGGUAGGCACCAUAACAUUAUCCGGUCUUUGUAGGUUGCUACAAUGGGAGCCUCAUGGUCGUACCAGAUCUUUGCAGGUUGCAACAAUGGGAAAUCCAAUGACAGUAUCUGGUAUUUGCAGGUUGCAGAAAUGAAGUGUUCUUCGAUGAUUUAUAGACAGGGUUUGUCUAGCUAGUCCACAGAGUCCUGUGCAACCCUCCUGACAGCAAAGCUGGGUUCACAGCCUUUAAACUCUAAUGAAGGCAGCUUGCUGUCCAAAUGUUGGUAUUUAUGAAAUGUAGUGCUAUUGCUUCUGAGCAAUGACAGUGUAGAGCUUUUCUUUUCUUUUUGAUGGGUUCACACAGGAAUGGGUUCGCACAGCGAUUGGUUCACACAGUAAUGGGUUCGCACAGCGAUUGGUUCACACAGUAAUGGGUUCACACAGCGAUUGGUUCACACAGUAAUGGGUUCACACAGCGAUUGGUUCACACAGUAAUGGGUUCACACAGCGAUUGGUUCACACAGUAAUGGGUUCACACAGCGAUUGGUUAACACAGUAAUGGGUUCGCACAGCGAUUGGUUCACACAGUAAUGGGUUCACACAGCGAUUGGUUCACACAGUAAUGGGUUCACAGAGCGAUUGGUUCACACAGAAAUGGGUUCACAGAGCAACAAAAGGGCAUGUCUGUUUUUUGCCUCUAGCUGUGUGACCCUGAGAGCCGCUUGUGAUGUCACCAUCACUAAACAUCUGAGUGAUUCAUGAGUGUCAUGAACUGUAACGGUGGUCCUCUGUAGCUCAGCUGGUAGAGCACGGCGCUUGUAACGCCAGGGUAGUGGGUUCCAUCCCCGGGACCACCCAUACGUAAAAAUGUACGCACACAUGACUGUAAGGCGCUUUGGAUAAAAGCGUCUGCUAAAUGGCAUAUUAUUAUUAUUAUUAUUAUUAUUAUUAUUAUUAUUAUUAUUAUUAUUAUUGCCAGCCAGGGCUCUUUAACUGUCCCACAUGAUGCCAGCUGAUUCAGUGUUACGUUACACAGAAUGUCAUAAUCCACAUAUGAUCACUGAGCGAUGGGGGCUUCAACGAAGAUGACUGUGACGCACCUUCAGGGAAAAAUCACUGAGGCCCCUUAACAGGACCAGGGAUUUGCAGGUUUCAUUAAAUGAACUACAAAGACUCAUGAAGUCAGAACUACGUUGACCAGGUGUUUGAUGUUAGUCCUGUGUAACCCUUAUGAUAUCGAACCCACCUAAAGCUGGAUUCACAGAUCGAGCUGAAAAAAAAACAAGUAUUGUAAUUGUUUCCAAACAGCUAAAUAAUGGGGGUGAGGCCUGCCCAGCGGUGAAAGUAGAUGUAAUUUCUUACCAGUGCAGGACACCCAAGUGUAUGCAGACAUUUUUGUUUUUAUAGCAUAGGGGGGGGGGGGGGGAAUCAUAGAAUGAUGAUUCCCGAGUGGCGCAGUGGUCUAAGGCACUGCGUCACAGUGCUAGCUGUGUCACUAGAGAUCCUGGUUUGAGUCCAGGCUCUGUCGCAGCCGGCCGCGACCGGGAGACCCAUGGGGCGGCGCACAAUUGGCCCAGCGUCGUCCAAGGUAGGGGAGGGUUUGGCCGGCAGGGACGUGGGUUCGUUUCCCACGGGGGGCCAGUAUGAAAAUGUAUGCAUUCACUAACUGUAAGUCGCUCUGGAUAAGAGCGUCUGCUAAAUGACUAAAAUGUCAAAUGUAAAUGUGAUUACAUAUAGAAUCCCUAUUAAUGUCAUGUCUGUGGACCUAGUAGCCUAAGUCUAGUAAAGAUUUGUCCUAUCAAUUUUAACAUGCAAUACCUGCUUAACAGAGGCGGCACAAAACAAAAAGCUAACUUUCACCAUAAACAUGCACCUUUAUAAUAAAGCAUUCGAUGCAGACUCACAGUGCCUUCGGAAAGUAUUCAGACACCUUGACCUUUUCCACUUACAUUUUAGUCAUUUAGCAGACACUCUUAUCCAGAGCGACUUACAGUUAGUGAACACAUUUUAUUUUAUUUUAUUUUUUUAUACUGGCCCCCCGUGCAAAUCGAACCCACAACCCUGGUGUUGCAAACACCAUGCUCUAUCAACUGAGCUACAUCCCUGCCGGCCAUUCCCUCCCCUACCCUGGACGACGCUGGGCCAAUUGUGCGCCGGCCCCAUGGGUCUCCCGGUCGCGGCUGGCUGCGACAGAGCCUGGAUUCGAACCAGGAUCUCUAGUGGCACAGUUUGCACUGCGAUGCAGUGCCUUAGACCACUGCGCCACUCAGGACUCACAUUACAACCUUUAAUCUAAAAUGGAUUAAAUGAAUAAACAAUGCUCAGCAAUCUGCACACAUUACUCCAUAAUGACAAAGUGAAAACAGGUUUUUAGAAAGUUUAGCAAGUGUAUUACAAAUAAAAAACGGAAAUACCUUAUUUACAUAAGUAUUCAGCCCCUUUGCUACGAGACUCGAAAUUGAGCUCAGGUGCAUCCUGUUUCCAUUGGUCAUCCUUGAGAUGUUUCUACAACUUGAUGAGGAGUCCACCUGUGGUAAAUUCAAUUGAUUGGACAUGGUUUGGAAAGGCACACACCUGUCUAUAUAAGGUCCCACAGUUGACAGUGCAUGUCAGAGCAAAAACCAAGCCAUGAGGUCGAAGGAAUUGUCCGUAGAGCUGCGAGACAGGGUUUUGUCGAGGCACAGAUCUGGGGAAGGGUACCAAAAAAUUUCUGCAGCAUUGAAGGUCCCCAAGAACACAGUGGCCUCCAUUAUUCUCAAAUACUUAUUUCCCUCAUUAAAAUGCAAAUCAAUUUAUAACAUUUUUGACAUGCGUUUUUCUGGAUUUUUUUGUUGUUAUUCUGUCUCUCACUGUUCAAAUAAACCUACCAUUAAAAUUAUAGACUGAUCAUUUCUUUGUCAGUGGGCAAACGUACAAAAUCAGCACGGGAUCAAAUACUUUUUUCCCUCACUGUAGCCUUAAUAAUAACUCCUGCAGAAUUAAGCAUUUCUUGCUUAAAAUGAUACACCUAAUGUAGGCAACAUUUGGACUUGAGAACAGGAGUGGAGAAUUAUAAUGUAUUUAUUUCUUGAGAGAAUGCAAUGCUCAGUUAGAUACCAUCUGUAAAGGUGCUGUCUUCAUCAUAAAAGCUGAUAGUAUUUCAACCACAUAAAAUGUGCAUCGAAGCCGAAAUGAAAUGUUAUCAGAAACACUUUGGGUCAUUUUCACAGCUUUAUUUUUCCUUACAACCGGUCAAACUGAUGUCAUUUGGACAUUUUGCACAGAAAAUCUUUCCAGUUUUUUAUUUUUUUUAGUUAUUGUAUUUUCUACCCCAGUCCCUAAGCGUCUUUGCUCUGCGAAAGGUGACAGAGAAAACUUUACCGAUGUCAACUAGAUCUAUUACAUUAUUCUGGUGAUUUACAUUUACGUCAUUUAGCAGACGCUCUUAUCCAGAGCGACUUACAGUUAGGGAGUGCAUACAUUUUCAUACUGGCCCCCCGUGGGAAUCGAACCCACAACCCUGGCGUUGCAAACGCCAUGCUCUACCAACUGAGCUACACGGGACUAUCAACUACACUGGUGAUCAAGGGUUUAUUUAAUUCUCCUAGGGCAACAUAUAAUGACAGAAGAGAAGCUGCAUGUAUCUAAUUAUAGACAAGUUGACUAACAAAUAGCCUACCAAAAUGUCGGAAAUUAUAAGCAGAAACACAUUCUAAAUCAGGAAGAAAAUAAAUCCUGCGCCCCCUGUCAAAACAUCGUUCCGCCGUCUUUGAACUGUAGCCUAUAGCGCAUUUUCUAUAUUUAGUGCGGGCCUCAGAUUUUCCAUUUAUCACGUAUAGUCGAGGGGUUGCGGAUGGGUUAUUAGCAAUUGGGGGCGGGGGCGGGUGCAGGAGAAACAAACAGCUGACCCGCAUACCACUAUACACACUAAAAAGAAAAGGUUCCUGGAGUGUCCUUUAGGGGUUCUUCAAAUUGAAACUGUGGAGGAACCCCUAUAAGUUCUUUGAAGAACCCCUUUUAAUUGAUCCUCGAAAAAUCUUUUGAAGAACCUUUUGGGGUUCAUUUUUGAACUACCCUUCCUCCCCUGUAAUUAUUAUUAUUAAUAAUAAUAAUAAUAAUAAUACACAUGACAAUAACACAAUAUUUUAGUUCUAAGUAUUAAUUAUGAUUUUAAUGGCAAAGCAGAAUAAAAAAAUCCACAUAUGAGGUAAACACCCAGCGGAGCCCCAAGUCCAGCGGGUAUAUCCUCUGGCGUGUUGAUGUUAAUGUGUUGAUGUUCUCUGUAUCCAUCGUUUUUGCAGUGCAUGGUGAUCGAACAGGUGUAGGGAGGGUGAAGUCUGUGAAUCCAAAAAAUAGUAAUUAUACAUGCACACAACAGUACUCAUACCUUGGUUGUUGUGGUGAAUGCGAAUGAAAAAAAAACUGUUUUGAUAAUGGUUUUCAUACACAUACCAUGUCCAUAAUGUAGAGGCCUAUGGGAUAUUAAUUGACGAGGUAAGGAAGGAGGAUGGUAAAUGUGAUCUGCAUGACAUACCAAUACCAAUUGACAUACCUUUGUAUGCCUCCUCGUCUGUAUACCUGCAGACACAGACACAAAAGUGAGCAGUUCAGUCAUCUGUACCCAAUACAGCUAGCCUUCAACAUAUUCUUAUAGCAUACAUAUUCUUACCUCUGUUGAUUGAUAUCCAUUGAAUUGUGUCCAUUUUCUGUUUUAGAAAGAUUUGCACAUACAUGAAAAGAUAGAUGGUAUCAUCAUAAAACAAUAUCAAUUUAGAUCAUACAAGGGAUCAAUACCUUACCUUAAAUUGAGGAGAUCUUUAUUUUUCAGUUAAGUGUCUGCACCUGCUGUCCUUUCAAAUUCAAUUCAAAUGUUUCAGUUGGGCAGUUAGGUUCCUGCAAGAACCCCCCACCAACUAAGGAGGUUCCUCGAUGAACCCCGCCUCCUAUGUGGUUCUUGGAAGAACCUUUUUGGGGGGCCAUUUCAUUGCCAAGAACCCUAAGGUUCUUCAAAUAACUUUUGAGGAUCUUAGAAGAACCCUUGUUGAAUCCCACAUUUUUUAGAGUGUAGUUUACCCGCGCACAUACGUCCACAAAUCAUUCCAGCAUCCAAACCCCAACAGUGCACUGUGCAGCCGCAAUUAAAUGAAUGGAAAUGAAUGAAUCUGAUACUAAUAGCUCUGUGUGAUAGUAAUGGCAUUCUGCGAUUGUCAUUAGGGCCUACACUUGUAGCCUGAAUUGAUGCAUCCACUGUUGUCUGCACACUCGCCUCGGUCUCGGCCAUUCGUCUCCACCUUGACAAAAUGUAAGUGCUCUGUUCGAACUGCAACGCAAUUUGGAGCGUAUACCAUCCGGUUUACAGUCAAUUCGCAAGAUUUUCCAUGGGGCUGACAUGCAGUAAUGUUAAAUAAUGGUGUAAUAGGCUGUCGUUUUUUUGGGGGGGUCAUGUUGAAUUAGUUAUGAUAGGCUCACGUUUUACUGGUACUGUGUACCCCCAUUAUUUUUAUUUUGCUGGGAUGCCGUACCGGACCGUACCACCUUACUUUCACCCCUGGGUUUGCAUGAGAUAGUUUUCUGCCUUUCUAGCUGUAUGUGGUGCAGUGAGUGACUCAUGUGUCAGCCUCCCCUUAGCACUUCCUCUAAGGCUCUGGCCCCAUAUCUACUCUAGCAUACUACUUCGAAUGUGUUGCAAUCUGCAAUUUGUUGGCAUGCAUUCUAAGUAAGUAGUAUUUGAGUAGUAUGUAAGUAGUAGGUUAGUAGUAGGUGUGUAGUAUGUUAGUUAGUUAGUUAGUAGUAUGUUAUUUAGUAGUAUGUGAGUAGUAUGUAAGUAGUAUGUGAGUAGUGGUAUUGUAGUAGUAUGUGUAGUAUAGUAUGUUGAGUAGUAUGUUAGUAGUAGGUAUGUGAGUAGUAUGUGAGUAGUAGUGUAGUGUGAGUAGUAUGUUAGUUAGUUAGUAGUAGUGGUAGUUUAGUAGGAUGUGAGUAGUAGUAGUAUAGUUAGUAUGGUAGUGUGUGAGUAGUAUGUGUAGUUAGUUGUAUGUGAGUUAGUAUGUUAGUAGUAUGUUAAAGUAGUAUGUGAGUGUUGUUAUUUAGUAUGUUAGUUAGUAGUUUGGUAGUAGUAGUAGUAUGUAGAGUUAGUUAUGUUUAGUAGAGUGUUAGUAUGUAUGUUAGUAGUAUGUUAGUAGUGUAGGUUAGUAGUAUGUUAGUUAGUAUGUUAGUUCGUUAGUAGUAUGUUAGUUAGUUGUAUGUGAGUUGUAGGUUAGUAGUCUGUUAAUAGUAUUGGAGUAGUAUGUUAUUAGUAUGUUAGUUAGUAGUCUGUGUAGUAUGUUAGUAGUAUGUUAGUAGGAGGUUAGUAGUAUGUUAGUAGUAUGUUAGUGGUAGGUUAUUAGUAUGUUAGUAGUAUGUUAGUUAGUUAGUUAGUUAGUUAGUAAUAUGUGAGUAGUAGGUUAGUAGUAUGUUAAUAGUAUGGGAGUAGUAUGUUAAUAGUACGUUAGUUGUAGGUUAGUUAGUAGUAUUGAGUACUAUGCAAGUAGUAUGUUAGUUAGUAGUAUGUGAGUAAUAGGUUAGUAGUAUGUUAAUAGUAUGUGAGUAGUGUGUGAGUAGUAUGCUAGUAGUAGGUUAGUAUGUGAGUACUAUGUUAGUAGUAUGUUAGUUAGUAGUAGGUUAGUAUGUGAGUAGUAUGUGAGUAGUAUGUGAGUUGUGGGUUAGUAUUAUACUAGUGGUAUGUUAGUAGCAUGUGAGUAGUAUGUGAGUAGUAUGUGAGUAGUAUGUGAGUAGGAUGUGAGUAGGAUGUGAGUGGUAUGUUAGUUAGUUAGUUAGUAGUAUGUUAGUUAGUAGUAUGUGAGUAGUAUGUUAAUAGUAUGUUAGUUGUAUGUUAGUAGUAGUGAGUACUAUGCGAGUAGUAUGUUAGUUAGUAGUAUGUGAGUAGUUUGUGAGUUGGAUGUUAGUUAGUAGUAUGUCAGUAGUAGGUUAGUAGUAUGUUAAUAUUAUGUGAGUAGUAGGUUAGUAUGUGAGUAGUAUGUUAGUUAGUAGUAUGUGAGUAGUAUGUAAGUAGGAUGUGAGUGGUAUGUUAGUUACAGUGAGGGAAAAAUGUAUUUGAUCCCCUGCUGAUUUUGUACGUUUGCCCACUGACAAAGACAUGAUCAGUCUAUAAUUUUAAUGGUAGGUUUAUUUGAACAGUGAGAGACAGAAUAACAACAACAAAAUCCAGAAAAAUGCAUGUCAAAAAUGUUAUUAAUUGAUUUGCAUUUUAAUGAGGGAAAUAAGUAUUUGACCCCCUCUCAAUCAGAAAGAUUUCUGGCUCCCAGGUGUCUUUUAUACAGGUAACGAGCUGAGAUUAGGAGCACACUCUUAAAGGGAGUGCUCCUAAUCUCAGUUUGUUACCUGUAUAAAAGACACCUGUCCACAGAAGCAAUCAAUCAACCAGAUUCCAAACUCUCCACCAUGGCCAAGACCAAAGAGCUCUCCAAGGAUGUCAGGGACAAGAUUGUAGACCUACACAAGGCUGGAAUGGGCUACAAGACCAUCGCCAAGCAGCUUGGUGAGAAGGUGACAACAGUUGGUGCGAUUAUUCGCAAAUGGAUGAAACACAAAAUAACUGUCAAUCUCCCUCGGCCUGGGGCUCCAUGCAAGAUCUCACCUCGUGGAGUUGCAAUGAUCAUGAGAAUGGUGAGGAAUCAGCCCAGAACUACACGGGAGGAUCUUGUCAAUGAUCUCAAGGCAGCUGGGAGCGUAGUCACCAAGGAAACAAUUGGUAACACACUACACCGUGAAGGACUGAAAUCCUGCAGCGCCCGCAAGGUCUCCCUGCUCAAGAAAGCACGUAUACAGGCCCGUCUGAAGUUUGCCAAUGAACAUCUGAAUGAUUCAGAGGAGAACUGGGUGAAAGUGUUGUGGUCAGAUGAGACCAAAAUGGAGCUCUUUGGCAUCAACUCAACUCGCCGUGUUUGGAGGAGGAGGAAUGCUGCCUAUGACCCCAAGAACACCAUCCCCACCGUCAAACAUGGAGGUGGAAACAUUAUGCUUCAAAGGGACGAUGGACGGGGCCAUGUACCGUCAAAUCUUGGGUGAGAACCUCCUUCCCUCAGCCAGGGCAUUGCAAAUGGGUCGUGGAUGGGUAUUCCAGCAUGACAAUGACCCAAAACACAUGGCCAAGGCAACAAAGGAGUGGCUCAAGAAGAAGCAUAUUAAGGUCCUGGAGUGGCCUAGCCAGUCUCCAGACCUUAAUCCCAUAGAAAAUCUGUGGAGGGAGCUGAAGCUUCGAGUUGCCAAACGUCAGCCUCGAAACCUUAAUGACAUGGAGAAAAUCUGCAAAGAGGAGUGGGACAAAAUCCCUCCUGAGAUGUGUGCAAACCUGGUGGCCAACUACAAAAAACGUCUGACCUCUGUGAUUGCCAACAAGGGUUUUGCCACCAAGUACUAAGUCAUGUCUUGCAGAGGGGUCAAAUACUUAUUUCCCUCAUUAAAAUGCAAAUCAAUUUAUAACAUUUUUGACAUGCGUUUUUCUGUAUUUUUUGUUGUUAUUCUGUCUCUCACUGUUAAAUUAAACCUACCAUUAAAAUUAUAGACUGAUCAUGUCUUUGUCAGUGGGCAAACAUACAAAAUCAGCAGGGGAUCAAAUACUUUUUUCCCUCACUGUAGGUAGUAGUAUAUUAGUUAGUCGUAUGUGAGUUGUAGGUUAGUAGUCUGUUAAUGGUAUUGGAGUAGUAUGUUAAUAGUAUGUGAGUAGUAUGUGAUUAGUAUGUUAGUAGUAUGUGAGUAGUAUGUGAGUAGUAUGUUAGUAAGUAGUAUGUGAGUAGUAUGUUAGUAAUAUGUGAGUAGUAUGUUAGUAGUAUGUGAGUAGUAUACUAGUGGUAUGUUAGUAGCAUGUGAGUAGUAUUUUAAUGGUAUGUGAGUAGUAUGUUAGUAGUAUGUAAGUAGUACAGUAUAUCAACUGUAUGUUAGUAGUAGGUUAGUAGUAUGUUAGUAGUAUGUGAGUAGUAGGUUUGUAGUAGGUUAGUACUAUGCGAGUAGUGUGUUAGUAGUAUGUGAGUAGUAGGUUAUUAGUAUGUUAGUAUGUGUGUAGAAUGUGAAUAGUAGGUUAGUAGUAUGCUAGUGGUAUGUUAGUAGCAUGUGGAUAGUAUGUGAGUAGUAUGUUAGUUAGUUAGUAGUACUUUAGUUAGUAGUAUGUGAGUAUUAUGUGAGUAGUAUGUUAGUUAGUAGUAAGUGAGUAGUAGGUUAGUAGUAUAUUAAUAGUAUGGGAUUAGUAUGUUAGUUAGUAGUAUGUUAAUAUAUGUGAGUAGUAUGUUAGUUAGUCCCCUGUAGCUCAGUUGGUAGAGCAUGGCGCUUGCAACGCCAGGGUUGUGUGUUCGUUUCCCACGGGGGGCCAGUAUGAAAAUGUAUGCACUCACUAACUGUAAGUCGCUCUGGAUAAGAGCGUCUGCUAAAUGACUAAAAUGUAAAUGUUAGUAGAAUGUUAGUUAGUAGUAUGUGAGUAGUAUGUUAAUAGUAUGUUAAUAGUAUGUAAGUAGUAUGUGAGUAGUAUGUGAGUAGUAUGUUAAUAGUAUGUGAGUAGUAUGUGAGUAGUAUGUUAGUAGUAUGUUAGUAGUAUGUUAAUAGUAUGUACGUGUUAUGUGAGUAGUGUGUGAGUAGUAUGUUAGUAGUAUGUGAGUAGUAUGUUAGUAGUAUGUGAGUAGUAUGUUAGUAGUAUGUGAGUGGUAUGUGAGUGGUAUGUGAGUGGUAUGUGAGUGGUAGGUUAAUAGUAUGAGAGUGGUAUGUGAGUAGUAUGUGAGUAGUAUGUUAGUAGUAUGUUAGAACGGAUAUUGGAACAUAACCAGAAUUCUGGAGAAACUCUGUAGAUCCACCAGAAUCUAGGUUUGGUAGGGGAUGUCCCCACCUACUCAUAUCCAGCCCCUGCAACUGACUAACGCUCUUUAACUGUUUCAACUACCACACAUGAUUCCUCUGUAGCAGCUUUACACAACAUGGAGAGAUUUACCAGGUUAUAGGUUGAUGUUCCCACCUUGGGUUGCAAAAUUCCAGUAACUUUCCCAAAUUUCCCAGGUUUCUGCUUUUUCCCCUUCUGAUUCUGGGAGUCUUCCAUCCAGGAUUUCUGGAAAACCUGGGAAUUUUCUGAAUAAGACCAGAAUUUGACAACCCUAUUCCCACCUAUACUACACUGCUUCUCCAGUGCCUGGGCCUGUAACUGCCAGCUAGCACUCUUUAACUGCUCUUAUUGAAUGCCUCAACUGUCACUCGUUAUGUAUCUGAUGCAGUGUUACAUAACAUGGAGAGGCUAUAGAUUUACCAGAGUAUGGUUGAUGUUUCCACCACAGGCGGCCGGGCUCAUAGUAAGCGCUGGAACAGAAUAAAUGGAAAAGGUAUCGAACACAUCAAACACCUGGUUUCCAUGGGUUUGAUACGAUUCCAUUCACUCCAUUCCAGCCAUUAUUAUGAGCCGUCCUCCCCUCAGCAGCCUCCUGUGGUUCCCACCUAAACUUCCCCAUCCUGCUUCUCCAGUGCCUGGACCUGGAACUGCCAGUUAGCACUCUUUAACUGCUCUUCAACUGUCACACAUGAUGCCUGUGAUUCAGUCAGUGUUAUAUAACAUUAUAUAACCCUCAUGUCACAGAUUCACUUUAGUCAUCCCACACAUUUUGAUCUGUAUUCAUCAUUGUGUUCCCUUUUCCUCCAUUCAUGCCUCAAUUUACUGUUAUCAGUACCAUCAACUUUCAGCUAAUAUUACGACGGCUGCUACUUUAGCUGCUACAUGACCUUUAACGGUAACGAUGAGCUAAUCCUAACGAUGAGCUAACGGUAAUGAUGAGCUAAUCCUAACGAUGAGCUAAUGGUAACGAUGAGCUAAUCCUAACGAUGAGCUAAUGGUAACGAUGAGCUAAUGGUAACGAUGAGUCAAUGGUAGUGAUGAGCUAAUGGUAACGAUGAGCUAAUGGUAACGAUGAGCUAAUGGUAACGAUGAGCUAAUGGUAACGAUGGGCUAAUGGUAACAAUGAGCUAAUGGUAACGAUGAGCUAAUGGUAACGAUGAGCUAAUCCUAACGAUGAGCUAAUGGUAACGAUGAGCUAAUGGUAACAAUUAGUUAAUGGUAGUGAUGAGCUAAUGGUAAUGAUGAGCUAAUCCUAACGAUGAGAUAAUGGUAACGAUGAGCUAAUGGUAACGAUGAGUUAAUGGUAGUGAUGAGCUAAUGGUAACGAUGAGCUAAUGGUAACGAUGAGCUAAUGGUAACAAUGGGCUAAUGGUAACGAUUAGCUAAUGGUAACGAUGAGCUAAUGGUAACGAUGAGCUAAUGGUAACGAUGAGCUAAUGGUAGUGAUGAGCUAAUCCUAACGAUGAGCUAAUGGUAACGAUGAGCUAAUGGUAACGAUGAGUUAACGGUAGUGAUGAGCUAAUGGUAGCGAUGAGUUAAUCCUAACGAUGAGCUAAUGGUAACGAUGAGCUAAUCCUAACGAUGAGCUAAUGGUAACGAUGAGCUAAUGGUAAUGAUGAGUUAAUGGUAGUGAUGAGCUAAUGGUAACGAUGAGCUAAUGGCAACGAUGAAUGGUAAUCAUGAGCUAAUGGUAACGAUGAAUGGUAAUGAUGAGCUAAAUGUAACGAUGAAUGGUAAUUAUGAGCUAAUGGUAACAAUGAGCUAAUGUUAGUACUGAGCUAAUGGUAACAAUAAGCUAAUGGUAACAAUGAGCUAAUGGUAACGAUUAGCUAAUGGUAACGAUGAGCUAAUGGCAACGAUGAAUGGUAAUCAUGAGCUAAUGGUAACGAUGAAUGGUAAUGAUGAGCUAAAUGUAACGAUGAAUGGUAAUUAUGAGCUAAUGGUAAUGAUGAAUGUAAUGAUGAGCUAAUGGUAAUGAUGAGCUAAUGGUAACGAUUAGCUAAUGGUAACGAUGAGCUAAUGGCAACGAUGAAUGGUAAUCAUGAGCUAAUGGUAACGAUGAAUGGUAAUGAUGAGCUAAAUGUAACGAUGAAUGGUAAUUAUGAGCUAAUGGUAAUGAUGAAUGGUAACGAUGAGCUAAUGGUAACGAUUAGCUAAUUGCAACGAUGAAUGGUAAUCAUGAGCUAAUGGUAACGAUGAAUGCAAUGAUGAGCUAAAUGUAACGAUGAAUGGUAAUUAUGAGCUAAUGGUAAUGAUGAAUGGUAAUGAUGAGCUAAUGGUAACGAUGAGCUAAUGGUAAUGAUGAGCUAAUGGUAACGAUAAGCUAAUGGUAGUUAUGAGCUAAUGGUAGUGAUGAGCUAAUGGUAACAAUGAGCUAAUGUUAGUACUGAGCUAAUGGUAACGAUGAGCUAAUGGUAACGAUGAGCUAAUGUUAGUACUGAGCUAAUGGUAACAAUGAGCUAAUGGUAACAAUGAGCUAAUGGCAAUGAUGAAUGGUAAUGAUGAGCUAAUGGUAACGAUGAAUGGUAAUGAUGAGCUAAAUGUAACGAUGAAUGGUAAUUAUGAGCUAAUGGUAAUGAUGAAUGGUAAUGAUGAGCUAAUGGUAACGAUGAGCUAAUGGUAAUGAUGAGCUAAUGGUAACGAUAAGCUAAUGGUAGUUAUGAGCUAAUGGUAGUGAUGAGCUAAUGGUAACAAUGAGCUAAUGUUAGUACUGAGCUAAUGGUAACGAUGAGCUAAUGGUAACGAUGAGCUAAUGUUAGUACUGAGCUAAUGGUAACAAUGAGCUAAUGGUAACAAUGAGCUAAUGGCAAUGAUGAAUGGUAAUGAUGAGCUAAUGGUAACGAUGAAUGGUAAUGAUGAGCUAAAUGUAACGAUGAAUGGUAAUGAUGAUCUAAUGGUAACGAUGAGCUAAUGGUAACGAUGAGCUAAUGGUAACGAUGAGCUAAUGGUAAGUCUCAGGGAGGACACUCUAACCACAAAGCCACUGAGUUGGUCCUACGUCAACCAUAUAAUAUACUACUAAUAAUAAUAAUAUUAUAAUAUGCUUUAUAAUAAGCUGUGAUGCGUUAUAAUAUUAUUGUAGAACCAGGAGGAGAACCAGGAGGAGGAGCUGUUGAACUAAUGGCUCCAUUAUCCUCCAACACGUUUCAGUCCUGCGGUCUUCAAUCAAACUUACAGGACAGCCACAGCAUGGCUUCUUGUAAUAACCGGCAUCAACCCACUUAUCUGCUAACAUAUUUAUACAAUAUUUAUAUCAGCCAUUGGAAUGCAUUGAUGUGAUUCAUUAAGACAUACAAAAUAGUGAAGGGUGAAAGACUGUCCUUUAUUGAUGUUAUUAUUUUCACAUACCUCUUAGCCCUGUUUUUCCUGUCUGUACUGUCUGUCUCUUGUCUCUGUACCUCUCUCUGUCUCUCUCUCUCUCUCUCUCUCUCUCUCUCUCUGUUCACUCUCUCUCUAUCUCUCUCUCUCUCUCCCACUCUCUCUGUUCACUCUCUCUCUCCUCUCUCUGUUCACUCUCUCUCCUCUCCUCUCCUCUCCUCUCCUCUCCUCUCCUCUCCUCUCCUCUCCUCUCCUCUCCUCUCCUCUCCUCUCCUCUCCUCUCCUCUCCUCUCCUCUCCUCUCCUCUCCUCUCUUCUCCUCUCCUCUCCUCUCCUCUCCUCUCCUCUCCUCUCCUCUCAUAGCUCUGUCUCACCAGAAUAAAACAAACACCCCUCAAGUAUCAUUCUUGGGUUCAUCCACUUUUUGUAGCUGUUUGUUUUUCCCUUGACCUGCACAUGUUGUUUUGCUGUAACAUCAGCUGUUGUUGAAUGCCUGUUGUUGAGCUGUGGGCGCCAAUGACAGCUUCAUGUACUGCUAUAUGGAAAAUGUAACACAUAUUCUGAUUCUUUAUUGUGUUGCCACAGAUACACACAUAUCAUUUUUUUACUUACACACACAUUCUUUUUUAGUUGUAUUGUUUGUUUUCUUUUUUAGUUGUAUUGUUUGUUUUCUUUUUUAGUUGUAUUGUUUGUAUAUUGUUGUAUUUUAAACGUGUGUGACUGUCUGUCUAUCAGUGUAUCAGUGUUCUGUUACAUGUCAUGUUUUGUGUUUCUUGUGGACCCCAGGAAGAGUAGCUGCUGCUUCUGCUAAAUCAAAUGGGGCUCCUAAUAAACACAUACUAAACAAUACACCAGCCAGCCUCACAGUGACGGCAUCAUGGAUGUACCGCUUCAUCUAACAUGUAACAUUUAACACGUGUAGCUUCCUGUGUUCGUUGUCACAGAUACACCAGCCAGCCUCACAGUGACGGCAUCAUGGAUGUACCGCUUCAUCUAACAUGUAACAUUUAAACACGUGUAGCUUCCUGUGUUCGUUGUCACAGAUACACCAGCCAGCCUCACAGUGACGGCAUCAUGCUCGACCACGAGGACAGUUUCUGGUGUCAGGCCCUGGAAGACCUGGAGACCUGUGGACAGUCUGAGCUCCUCAGAGAGAUA
Coregonus sp. 'balchen' is the source of this 47027-nucleotide messenger RNA. The record is from the annotation of a GenBank genome assembly. NCBI's taxonomy places the organism in Eukaryota, Metazoa, Chordata, Actinopteri, Salmoniformes, Salmonidae.